AUGGAGACAGUUUUACUGAUUCUGCUUGGACUACACACAGUGAUGGGAAUGGGGUAAGUAAAAGUGAAACCAGUCAGUGAAUGAUUAACAACAUUAAAAGACAAUAAAGGUGGAACUGUAAGAUCAGUCAGUGUACGGAUCCCACAAACAGACAUUUCAGACAGACAUUUAAAUUUAUCAAAAAGACAGUGUAUUUGUGUUAAAAGUGUGUUUGCAGCAUGCAGCCAUCAUGCAAAUCCAACCUGCAUCAUCACACUAAAUGAGAUGCUAUGUUUGCCGCUGAUUAUGCCUUUUGUCUCCAGUUUUGGGUCUUUGGGGCAUUUAAUUUUCCGUACACAGCAAAAACUCAGAUUUACCUAAAUAUACCUUAAUAUAUGUCAUAUUGACCUGUGUGGUCCAAAUAUAAAUCUAAUUUUAGAUAUUACAAGGUAUUAACUGACAGUAAUCAGUAAAAAUAGCUCCCAUUUCAGCAAGCAAAGAUCCUUUAAAAGGCUGUGAGAGAAAAUGUUAUACCAAUUAUAAUUACUUGACUUGACAGGUCAGUGCGGCUUAUGAUAAAUGGGAUGACAUAUAUUUAAUAAGAUUUGAGACAUUUACUUGGUGUGGUUUGACUUUUUUGAGGAGUAAAUGUCCACUUUUUGUCAAACAUGGAGUCAAAACUCACAGUACAAUAUCUUUAUUCUCAUUCACAUUUGUCAUACUUGUUCAAUCCUUCAAUAUCUUAUUUGUUGAAGAGUUCCAAAUUGAAGUAUGUAAUUCUGAAUGUUUUUAGAAGCCUUGGUGUUCUGAUAUCAUGAUUUUGGCCUCAGUGUGCUGCUACAUGGGGUGUGUCAAGGUUUUUUUUUUUAACCAGGGGGCCCAGCUAGAGCUCUGAAUUAUGAUUCAAUUAGGUUAGAUACAACUUUAUUCAUCCUUUUGAAAAGGUUCUCUCAAGGAAAUUAAAAAGGGGACCGUAAAGUAUUAGCACCCUGUUUUUCUUUGGUUUGCAUACAUACUUUAAAGCUCCUGUUAGGCUCCUUAGACAUUAGUGAAAUACACUUCAAUCAAUAUUACUAGUUUUUCAUGAUUUUUAAAAGCAAACAAGACCAUAGGUGAAUUUGUAUAUAGCAAUUAUAAUGCCUGAACUGGUUUGAGGGGGUAGGUGUGAUUGAGCGGCUGUGGAAACAGCCCUGGUUUUUAUAAUUAACAUAUAAUUCUUACAAUGAGUGAAAAACAUCAACAUGUGAAUUUUCAUCAGAAGACACAUUUUCAGCAUGUAAAGGACAACAUAAGACUACUACUACUACUACAGUCCACAGGGGGCGCCAAACAAUAAAACUUUUUCACGGGAGCUUUAACAUAUCAAGAUUCAUAGAGAUAAGGAAAUUCAAAGUAAAAUUUUUCAACUUUAAGAUGCAGCACAACUAAAUGGCAACAUUUAAAUCUUACAUAGUCAAAUUGAAAGCACUUAAAAAACUGCAAACAAUUACCUGCCUGUAGUUAAAAACACAUUCAUUGGUGACAUAUAUUGGGUACUAAAACAUGCUCGCAAUUUUCUCCCCCCUCCUUUGCACAUUUCAUAAAACAGAAUCAUUUUAGUUUUAGUUUUCACAAGUACAAACAAAAGUAAAUGUGCUACAUUGAAGUGAAGCUACUGGUAGCCUGCUGCAAGAAAAGUCCAUCAAGUUCAGUCAAAUAUAAAUUUUGUAUCUAUCUAAUCAAAGUUUAAGGUUUCUUGGGGUGGCGCCUGAGGUGGCAGAUCAUAUUUCUGUGGGGGGUAAAGGGCUAUACCACCCCUUGCUACCCCUCUUGACACACUCCUGCUGCCGUAGCAAAACAAACCCUCAAACUUUAUAACAUCUAAUAUAAUGCCUAUAAGUAGGGUUAAUGAAUAACUAAACAAACUAAGUUACCCAAAAACAGAAUCUAAUGAUCGCAACCGGUACCAUUAAAUCAAUAACAACUGAACAAUAAUCAUGUGAAGUAGAUCACAGUUAAAACCUUAAGCCUGAGUCAGGAACUGCUUUUUUUUAAAUAUCUCACCACUGUUUUGUAACAGGGUUUGUCAAAAUGGAUCACAUAUGCGAUGGCAAAUUUUCCAGUUCUUGUAGUGGUACACUCAGGAAGUACAUUAAUGUGUCGAGAGAUAAUCUGGUGGACAAAAUGGCAAUAAAGGUCGUAUGGAAAUGGAAGGAUGAUGAGAGGACUGUGAAAGUAAUUUGAUUCAAUAGCUACAUGGAAAAUCUGCUGCAAAGAGCAAAGUUACUGAUUAGAAUUUUAGGAACAAUGAAGAAUUUGUUCAUACAGUCACAUCAUGCCUGAAUGUCUCACUCAUUAAUUUUGUUGCUGAUGCAUUUUUGUGUUUAAAUGGAGAGUCUUUAUCCCUGUAGAAGCACAAAGUUUAUUUACUGGCCUUUGAAUUCAGAACUCAAACAUAUGCCAAUGCUUUUUUAGCUUUGACAGACACUUUACCCACAGGUCAAGUCAACAAAAAUACAAACAAGUCUUUGUAUUUUUGCACAGACACUGGUGUGAGCACACAGUGGUUGAGAAAGUGGAACGAAUCUUGUCUCCACGGCUGCAGCUUGAGGUGAGCUGCACUGAGGUGUAUCGGUACAACACUGAAGGCUGGAGGCUGGAUGUGGACAGGAUGCGAGUUAAACAUGGAGGCGAUGAUGGCAUCGCACUCUACUACAAACAACAGGGUCCCAGGGCAUCCUGUUUCAUGUACAAGUAAGUGGAGAAAAGUUUGGUAAAUUGUGUCUUAAUGUUUCAGACUCUAAGACUUGGCGGGUUGUUGGUUCCUCAUCAGGGGGGCUGAUAUAUGCCUGACUGGAUUAAUUUUUCUCUGUCUGGUGUGUUUAAAAGAAAUAUACAUCUGUCAUGUCCAUUGAAAAUCGAUAAAGGGGUUUUCCUUAUUCAAGAGUGUGUUAUUUUUUGUUGGAAAGUGAGACCUUUGUGUUACAGGUUCAAAUUUUACAGUUCUUCUUUUCUUAAACCUCUGAUGGCCCUUACUUAUGAGUGGGUUAGGCUUUGGGUACUGUCAGACAACCUGAAUGUGAGAAAACUCUGCAUUAUGUUCAUUUGUUUUGGUAUAUUUUGUCACAAUGCACAUUAGCAGACUGAGUGUAAGUGAAGGAAAAUUACAGAAACAUAUUUGUGUGUUAAUUUCUCCUGUGUAAUACUUUUAAAAUGAACGCACUGCAGGAGAUAAAACUUUCAUGAAAUGGAGAAAAACUCUGUGUCUCAUAAAAAUAUGGCCCUCUAAUCCCUUUGUGAAUCUUAAAGUCUUAACAAUGCAGAGACAUAAACAUUUGAAUCCUCUGCCUGACAUGCCUGUUUUUUUACAGACCACCAGAGAUGGAAAACCAGACAAUGAAUAAGACAGUGAGGGCGUGUUGUGAAGGCUGGGGUGGACCACGCUGCUCUGAGGGUGAGGCCAUAAAAUUGCUAAAAAAUAAAAAUAAAAGCUCCCACAGUUGAUAAACAUAUCCCUCACUAACAGUAACACUAAGAGCACAGUAUUGACCUGCUUUGAGUCUCAGAAUAAUUUUGUCUGGGAUGGGAUUUCACCAAAAAAAAAAAAAUAUUGAUUUGCCAUUUCUUAUUCGCUUGAGGCAGCAACUAAAGCCGACGUUUUCCAUUUGCCAUUUUUUCUUGUCUUAAUUUUAAUGUUUUGCAUCUCUUCAACAUUUCUGCUCAUCUAAUCUCAUCCUCACAGGUGUGGGUGUGCGUGGCCAGUGUUACUCUACUUGGAGUUGUGAGGACUUCCCUGGAGUCCAUAACUCCUCUCUGAUGCCCAUUGAGCAGUGCUGCGGCAGCCUUUGGGGUCUGAGCUGGAAGAAUGCCUCAGAUCAGACCUGCCUGUCCUGCACCUACACUCUCCUCCCUGGUGUGAAGAUAUCUGACACUUCCACUUUUGCAUGAUUGCAUCUUAGAUUUUUCACACCAAAAAGUUUGCAGCAGCACACUGCUUGUAUGUAAUGUAACAGAAAACUCUUCUGUCUCUCCUCUGCAGACUCCCAAUCUUCCCCUCUGGUGCGGGGUGGUCUGCUGGGCAGCCUUAGGUUGCCUCAGAGCUCAGCUACCUGCAUGUCCUGGGGUGGGGCCCACUACCGCACUUUUGACAGGAAGCACUUCCACUUUCAGGGCAGCUGCACUUACCUGCUGGCCUCAUCCACUGAUGGCACCUGGGCUGUCUACAUCAGCACAGUCUGUGAUGAGGGAGGACACUGCAGUAAGGUGUGAUACAAGGCAGAGUUUAGCUGCAUUAUCAAAAAGGGAAAAUUGCUGUUAAUUGCGGAAGGUCAGACUGGUGCCGGUUCAAACUGGUUUUUGCUUAGGCUUUUUUUUGUUAUUUGCUAGUGCCAUAAUGUGCCUUCUUAUCAAUGAAAGACUGCUCUCAACUUGUUCUGUGUUCAUACCCUCCUGCUCCCAGGCUUUGAGGAUGAUGUUGGGCCUAGAUUUGGUCACCAUUCAUCACAACAACCUCACUCUGAACAACCUUCCUGUCCCACAUGGUGAACCAAUCUUCCAAAAUGGUGAGCUGUGUAUGAAGCUUUCUCCUGGUAACAUUUCUUGCCUGAUAUUGUAAAUGUAACAACGCAUUGUCUGAGACCACACCAAAGGUGAUAAUUUCAGAUUUUCUCCUGUUGCACCAGGACAGGUUUGCACUAAACCAGUUAAAGCGAUGUUUUUAUACUAAAAAGACAGUGAAUCUUUCAGGUCUCAUUGCACCAUUUGGCUUAUUUCCUUUGUACACUUUUUGGAUAGCAUAGUGCAGCAUUUGGAUGGUUGGCUGAUAGGUCUUGGUCUAUAAUACAGUAUUUGCAUUGCAUCUACUGUGGUUGUAACUAAGAAACACACUAAAACAGGCCUUGUUUUAUUGUUGAUAAACUAGGGUAUGCUGUAGACAUAAAAUUAGUGACUGGGACCAUAAUCACAUAAUUACAAAAUGUCCACUGAGGUCAUCAGGCUACUUCAUAGUCAUGGUUAUUACACAGACGGUACGGUGACCAUACAUCCUCUUUUACCUGCACAUGUCCUCGUUUUGGGGGGGUUGUCAUGCUUGUCUCGCCUUUGUCUGGGGGAGAUUAUAAAAUCCCUCAAAUGUCCAGGGUUUUGUAUGGAAGUUUUGAGCUUGUGUAGUGUGGACUAACUGAGUUAGAAGUGCGUAAAAAACACUUGACCCGACCUGAAAAAAAUUUUACUACGUAUGUCUCCGCCCUGUGUAGUGGUGUUCUCUUUCUUGGGUUUCAGAAUAUGGUCAUCCUAACAGAAGGGAAACACACUUCAUUCUAAAGUUAUCCAGAAAGUAACUAAGCUUUAAUCACGCUCUGUUAUUCUUUGUCCUUUUCCAGGAGUGAGUGUUCAUUGGCUUGGGGACUUUGUGUUUGUGGAGAGCGGUCUGGGAGUGAGACUGAAGUUUGACCUGACUAACACGGUCUACUUGACAGUCACUGCGGAGCACCUGGCUGCCACUAGGGGACUCUGCGGAGUGUACAACAACAACGUUGACGGUAUGGGAAGUGCACAUUGGAAGCUCUUAAAGCUCCUGUGGGGAGUUUUUUAACAUUUAUAAAAUAUUGUACUGUCCAUUUUGAUGCCGUGUAUGAUAUACAAAUGCGAACAAGACGAUCAUUGACAAGGCUGACGAUUUUUAUUUAUUCAGUUAUUUUUGAUGCCUGAAACAAGUGCAAGGGGGAAGUUGUCAGUGGAGCCAUUCAAAAAAGCCCUGUUUUUGUAUUUUCCAAAUUAUAUAUCCACAAAUAUAUAUAUAUAUUUGAGCAGGAUUUCUUUGUCAGAAGAUACUGUCUAAGCAUGGUGAAGACAAGAUAAGCAAAGAUUGCUUUGUCCACAGGGGGCGCCAAACUGACUCAAACCAAAAGUUCCUUACAGGAGCUUUAAGUCAAAAUCAUAGUGUAACAUUAAGCAUUUUCUAACUUAACCUUUCUGACUUGGGGCUCUUUAUUCUUACAUUUUUCUUAACUCAAUUAUCUCAUUUUGACCUGUUUGUGUGUUUUUGCCAUAGAUGACUUCACAACCAUGAGUGGCACCCUAUCCCAGUAUGCUGCCAGCUUUGGCAACUCAUGGAAAGUUCCUGACCAGCAGAAUGAAGUACAGCACAUUACACCACAUGCAUGACAUUACAUGAGUAUUUUCCUUUUUAUAGGACAACAGAUUAUUGCUCCCACAGUUUUUUUGUUGUUGAUUAAACAGCAAAAUGAAAUUAUUGAGCUCUCAGUCAAUUUGAUGCAUCAAAUAUGGUCCAAAAGUUUAGAAACUACUAUCAACAGUUGAAAAAAGUUUGAAUUUGACAUAAAUAUAUAUUGUUUUGUGGUACUUCUUCAUUUGAAACAAACAACUAAGUAUUUUCAUUAGUCUGACCCUCUGCAAUUGGUAUCUCUUUGUUUCCCCUCAGGCCUGCAGUGAUGCCGCUGAGCUGGGUCACAGCUGUGAUGUCUCAGGAGACCCUGCACUACGCAGACAUGCUGAAUCAGUGUGUCACCGACUGCUGGAGGACCCCUUCACACACUGUCACCACCGGGUUAGACAACCCAGCUAUGAAUCACAGUCACAUGUCAUGACAAUCAGAUUUUAAGUUUCAUUCAAUGGAAAGCUAAGCACAGCAUGAUCUUUAUAUGAAAAAGCUUCAAAGAAUAGAUAAUUAAUCAGGUGUCAUUGUGAGCAACUUGCACUUAUAUGCAACAAUGAUUAACAGAGCUUAUAAAACUCUGAUAAAUAGUUAACAAAUUAUGAUAUGGUGGUGUUAAUAUAGGGCACUUCUCAAGUUUGACCUAGAAUCUACAACUAGAUCACUCUUUCAAAUUAUGAAGUAUUCCUUUUGAUAAUUUUCUGUUUGAUUUGUUGAUGCAUGUUGUUGAUGCAUGUCUGUAAAGACUGCACAUUUUAUUCAUAAUUACAUUUAAAAAAUAAUCACCACAGUCUCUCUGCAUUGUUAGUCCACUGUGUGCAGGACUCAUGAAUGAUUUUGCACACGCCUGCUUGUUGCAAAUACAUAAUCCUUUUUUUGUUGGUUUCUUUAAGCUUGUGUCUUUGUUUCUUUCAGGUGGACCCAGCAGCAUACAAAGACACCUGUCUCUACCUGUUCUGCAGCCUCCCGCCCAAAGAGAGAGACUCAGCAGUGUGUGACACCCUGGCCAGUUACGCCAGAGAGUGCGCCCAGCAACAUGUCAUCAUAGUGUGGAGGACGGCUGCUCUGUGUGGUACUAAAAUAUAACUAUUAGAGUAUUCUGUAGCAGUUUAUUGUGUGAGAAAACAAAAUGAAAACAGCUUUGAGGAGUAAUUGUUAUAAAAAAACGUAUUAACCAAAAUAGAAGUAGCAUUUUAAAGUGGGCACAAGUGACAUUUACAGUUUAAAGGCUGUGUAAGGAGCUUUUGACCAAUUUUUAAAUUGUCUUAUUCUUAAGAUAAUUAAACAAGAUUAUCACAGAUAAGAUUAAUUAUUUAUUCUUAUUGAACAUGAGCGGCAAUGCUUUGGUUGUAUUUUCGGUAACAAAAGCCAAUUUGCUUCUCUGUGCUCACUCAAAGUUUAGUAGUGAUGUUUUAUGCUCAAAGCUUGAACAGGAGCCGGAUUAACUAAAAGGGGACAACUUUCUGUUGAAAUAUCAUUGUCAACCGAGGAACACAAACAGGAUUUUGCUGGGUAAAAGCACAAAGUUGCCAUGAACAGGAUCCAAUGUUCAUACUGGUGUGUGAAUGCACUGUGUUAAAAAAAAGGCAUGACUCUGUAGUGCUUUGAAAUGCUUUGGAAGAAACUCAUUACAGCAACUUGUAUCUGCCCUUUUAUUCUCUCAGUCACAACCCUGACCUUAAGACUAUAGGUUAGGGUUGGAUGAUAGGUAAAGGAGUAAACCCAAAGCUUCGCAUUCCAGCCCAGCUCCUUUAAUCCAUUUUGUCCUCACUCAUGAACAAGACUUCAAGAUAUUCAAACUUCUUCGCUUGGGGCAAAAACUCACCCCCGGCACAGAGAGAGCAGUCCGCUGUUUUCCAACAGAAAAUUAUCACCUUCACCUUAUGUUAACUCUCACCCCUGCCACUUUGCACCAGGCUGCAGACCACCCUAAUGUGUGCUGUAGUCAUAGCCUGGUGAAGCCAACAAAACCACCCCAACAUGACAAGGAAAUUUUAAGUCCAACAAACUGGAGACACAAGUUCACCCAGCUGCACCUUGGGAUCCUGUCCUGGAAAAGCACACCCAGAAUCAUGAUGCUGGUGGAGCACUAUAUGCACUGGGAACUUGUCUUACUUUGUGCAGAGUAGAGUAAUGUCUAAAAAACAUUUAAUUAAUUCUUUUAAAUGUUGUAACAAUGGAAAAUGAGCUGCAAACACUCAGUCUAUGAGACUUUAAGGAAAGUACACUCGAUGCAUUUGUAAGUUCAUGCCUCCUCUUUGUUUUUUCAGGUCGUGUCUGUCCCAGAGGUCAGGUGUUCUCAGACUGUGUAUCCUCCUGUCCCCCCAGCUGCACAUCCCCUCAACACCCUGGGCCUGCUGCAGCCAUGGGGCAGUGCAGGGAGGAGUGUGUGGGGGGCUGUGAGUGUCCACCAGGCCUCUACCUUCACCAAGGACAGUGUUUAAAAAGAGACGACUGUCCCUGUUUUCAUCGCAGGCGCACCUACCAAUCAGGGGACAGAAUACAGCAGAGGUGCAACACCUGGUAAGUCCUCCAUACAUCAUUUAUUUUCAUUCUUUAUUUCCAGACUUCACAUUUCACUUUUGUAACCUAAAUUCUUUCAGUGUGUGCAAAGCCGGUCAGUGGCAGUGUACUGAGGAGAAGUGUGCAGCCCAGUGCAGCCUGAUGGGGGCGCUACAGGUGACCACCUUUGACAAGAAGAGGUAUUCACUGCAGGGUGGAGACUGUGCGUUCACAGCUGUGGAGGUGAGACACAUGAAAUGCAAACAUACACACAGUUUGGUUGACAUUUUUCUGCAUGUGGUAACACUUACUGCUUAUUCUUACAGGACUUUGUUGAUAGAAAGUUGGUGGUGAGUGUGCGGAGUGGGGAGUGCACAGCAGGAGGAGGUGGAGGUGGGGGAGUAGAAGGUGGAGGUGGAGGGGGCCUGAGUUGUUUGCGGGAGAUGUCUGUGACAGCACUCCGCACUACAGUCACUAUUACAGAAACUGGUGAGUCAGAUAUAUACUCAGUUGUGCAAAGUUAAACUAGUUUACUAAUUUUCAUAACUUUGAAGUUAUUGCCAGUAAUCAACCUAAGAUGUUUAAAAAAAUCAAGAUGAUGCAAGAGUGCAUAACCUGAGUGCUUGAGGCUGGUUAUAUUUUAUUAGCUUUACUUUUCUGAAGUCUAAGAGUUAUGCAAGGUGAGGGUGUGACGGAUCAUUUGACCGACAUAUGGAUGUGUUGUAGCUAGGUGAAAAGGUUAUAUGGUUUUAACUCCAUCUCAUUUCCCAUUUCUACACUAAUGUAAAGUUAUGUCAGACUAUCAUUUUCAAUAUGGUGAAAAUGCCAAAUUUGAGCUUUACAUUACCUGUUAAAGGUGUAAAGUGCACUGUGGGUCCCUGAGUAUAACUUUGGGAAGGGCCUGACAUCAAGGAUGUGCACAGGGAGGGAAAAAGGUGAUUCAUGCACAAAUGUAAAAUAACUGGACCCAUGGACAAUAAAUAUGCAGAAUCAGAUUGAUGAAAACAAAUGUUGUUCCUCUCGCACUAAUUAACAAAUCACCAUAAAACGAUGGCGAGGGCUAAGAGAAUGACCAUAUUAUUAAAACAUUGUUAUUUAUACUUCAAAUCUGACUCUGGUACUCCCAGGUACAGUAACAUUAAAUGGUCAGAGGGAGUCGCUGCCUGUGGUGACCGGGGACCUGGUUGUGCGUAGGGCUUCGUCAUCAUUUCUACUCAUACAGACUUUUGGAGCCCAGUUGCUUUGGCACUUAGGUGGACCAUUGGCGCUCAUCACACUACAACCUGGAUUUGCAAACAAGGUAUUCUUUGAUGUAGUAAUAAUAACUGUCUUAAAUUUCCGAAGGGGGUUAAACCAGAUGUUAAGUCCAGAACAUGCAGUUAGAAACUUUCUCUUUCACUUUCCAAACAUUCUUAAAACAGGAAAUAGAUUACAAUCAGCUUUGAAUGUCCAAAAGUGUGUAAUAUGUUGUUUUAUCUAAAACCUCUAAAUGUUGUACUUAAGGUGCGUGGCCUGUGUGGGACUCUAACCUGGAGCCAGCAUGAUGACUUCACCACUCCAGAAGGAGACGUGGAGAACAGUGUGUCAUCCUUUGCAGGAAAAUUCACCACUGAACGCUGUGCUCUACCUAAAGGAGCUCCUCCUGACCCCUGCACCACCUACAACCAGAUGAGACAGUUUGCAGAGAGAGUGUGCUCCAUCAUUCACAGCUCUGUCUUUCAGGUAGGUCAAAUGAAGUUCCUUAAUCCCCCUGCUGCCUAAGGAGUAAUUCUUCUCUUUUUUUUACACAUGCACCUCUGAACUUCUCCCUCUGAUUUUGCAGGUGUGUCAUGAUGUGGUGGAGAGGGAGCCCUAUUAUCAUCUCUGUCUGUCAGAGGUUUGUGGCUGCCAUCCACAGAGGACCUGUCACUGUAACAUCCUCACUGCCUACAGCAGACACUGUGCUCAGGAGGGCGCUUCUAUCCACUGGAGAAAUCAAACCUUCUGUUGUAAGUUUUUAGACUUGUGACAGAUACAACUCAGGGUAUUUUAGAGUUAUAAUUAGAAAGAAUAAAGACACAUCUUCAACAAUAACACCAAAAAAUGGCCCUCACUUCAGUUAUCUGAUGGCCACCAUUGCAUUGUGUUUCAUAGGGACUGUUUAUUUAUCUGUCCUGACAUUACGACACAACAUGACAGGACAUGACAUGGCACAAUAUGCUAUAUGAUACAGUACAGUACUGAACAAUAUGAUAUGAUAUGCUUUGAUACGAUACCAUGUGUAUGAUUCAGUUAAAAUUUAGCACAGUACUAAUCAACACACAUGAUGAAACCAUCAUUCCAUGAUAAAAAAGUUAACUUAGGCAAUGAACCAAUUAAGACCGGGUGGUGUUUCUGGCUGAAAACAAAUGUACUUAAAUUGCAACCAGAGAAGUCUCCACCUGCUGGCUGUUAGAAAGAAUGCAGGUGCACAUCCAAUUUCAUAUCAACUUUACUUUUGAAACAAUGAAUGUCCACUGCUUUUGUGCAGUUUAUGCAAUAUACCCAAUUUAGUGGUCACAUGACCUGGAUCAGGGGCGGCACAGUGGUGCAGUGGUUAGCACUGUCAUCUCACAGCAAGAAGGUCCUGGGUUCGGAUCUGGGUCAGGGUGUUUCUGUGUGGAGUUUGCAUAUUCUCCCUGUGUCUGCGUGAGUUUACUCCAGUUACCUCCCACAUCCCAAAAAUGUUCAAGAGUGGGGUUAGGUUAAUUGGUCACUUUCAAAUUGCCCGUAGGUGUGAAUGUGAGUGUGGAUGGUUGUACGUCUCUAUAUGUUAGCCCUGUGAUGAACUGGCAACUUGUCCAAGGUGUCCCUUGCCUUCGCCCCAAGAUGCUGGGAUAGGCUCCUCCAGACCCCCAACAGAAAAGCAGUAGAAAAUGGAUUAGAAAGAAUGCAGGUGCAUACGUAAUUUGCACCUGCAUUCCUCCAUCCAUUCAUCCACUUGAAAAUGGAUGAAUGGAUGGAUGACCUAGAUCUUAUUCAGACACUGACAACAGGACAAAUGCUUGACUUUAAAAGCACUAAAUUAUGAAUUGACAGAAUUGAGUCUGCUCUUACUUCCAACCAUGUUAACGAUAAUUAAUUGCAUUUUGUACCAAACUAUUUCCCCGUCUCCUGUCAUUCCAGCGGUCCAGUGCUCAGGCGGUCAGGUGUACCAGGAGUGUGGUCGUGCCUGUGGGAGUUCCUGCUCAGAGGGUUGGAGCUGUGAUGAUGAUGGUGGUGAUGAGAUGGGUCUGAGAACAUGUAUUCCAGGUUGCCAGUGCCCAACAGGACUAGUGCAGGACCACCAGGGCCAGUGUGUGCCCAUCACUAUGUGCCCCUGUGUGCAAGGAGACAAGACGUACCCAUCUGGAGCUGUUAUUACCAACAACUGUAACACUUGGUAUGUUGUAAUCUAAUCCAUAUUGGUCCUCAAUACCAUCUACAAUAAAAAUUAAAGAUAAAAAUUAUUAAAAAUUUUAGUAAAAUCAAAUUCUAACAUUAAAAGUCCAUAUAUAAAAAUAUGAAUGUGAGUUUUAUGGUUUUUACUAAGAUCAGACUAUUUUACAGCUCCAUCUAACUCUUCAUGGCAACAUUAAACUCAGGUUGAAUAUUAAAUCACUGCCCACACACAUGUGCUCUUGCAGCUUGAAACAGCCGACACACGAAACCUGUGAAAAGAAAACAUCAUGGCCGUGGUUAACUCAGCAUAAACUCUCAAUGACCCACUUGCACAGACAAUAUUUUACAGCAUGUCAUAAAAACAGAGCUUGUCUCUGUUAUUGCUUCUUUUAUUACGGUUGUAUUGUGAUAAAGAAUCAGAGGGUGUGUUUCCACUGUUGUUUGUUAAGUAUAGGUUUAAUGCAUCCACAAUUUCACACUUAAACAGAAGUCCCCCUGGUUUCACCUGCUCAGAUCAAGUGUUGUCAAAAUGUACCUGAAAUCAUCUUAGUUUUUAGUCCAGUUUCGUGCAAUAGAGGUAGUUUUUUUCAUUCUGUUGGAAGCAUUUCCUAGAUGCUUCUAUGAGCUACCAUAAAGCCAAAUUACACAAAAUUUGGGCAUAUUUAGCUUCUGCUUCUAGUUACACAUGGCAGUUUUAUGCUGAACCACUUUUAAAGAAAGUUGUUCUGUGCACAAAUUUUGAUUUAUCUCUGAAUGCGUGUAACUUCAUGCUGAACAUGUACAGUAUUGCAUAAACCAGAAUAUCCCCUGAGACUCCUGGUGGUGCAAGAGCUCUGAUGAAAUCGCCCUAUGUUCCUGCUACCUGAUACAGGAUAGGUUGAUUUCAUUGCAUCUCUUCACUGCACAAACACAGCCACUAUCACUAAAGCUACUGUUUAUUUGGUAAUCUCUCAUUUUAUUAUAUGUUCAUGUUUGUAUCAAUGAAUUGCCAAAGUUUUACUUUUUUGUGUUUUAUUUGCAAGACAGUUGACCUAAUUGACUGCUCCUGUAAAACAGAUUGCAUUUGGGAUAAUAAUUAAGCUGCUGUACAAUAUGGUGUACAGUAGAUCCAUUCAUCUAGACUGAAUGAUAAGCCAUGCUGAUUAAAUGAACUUACACCACAUGGCACCUUUAUUGCACUUUUAUUAUAUUUUAUAAGCUUUUCUCUGGGAUUCAAAGUGACAUUUAUCUGCAGUGAACUGUUGUGAUUCAGAAUAUCACUAGAGGGCUCUCUUUCACAGUUAAACUAUGGAUUUACAAUUGCUCCACUUUGUUUUCCAACUUUGCCUGUUUUUUUUUUUUCUUUUUUAGUUACAACUGUUAGAUGCACCAAUCAUUUAUUGAAAGGUCUAAAUGUUUUCUCCAAAGCCUUACAUCAUAAAGUAUGAUAAGCUAUACAUUUUUUCAUAUGAUAUCAGUGUUGACUUCCUCUCUUAUUUCUGACAGUGUAUGUGUCCAGGGACAGUUUAACUGCACUCAGGAGCACUGUGAGGAGGUAAACAGGUGUCCAGGCAGUUUAAUUUACUCGCCACGCUCCUGCCUUCUUACCUGUUCCAGCCUGGACCCUCCAGGCCAGCAGCAGGGGUCUGGUGUUUCACAGUCUAGCUGCAGAGAACCCCUGUCUGGGUGUGUCUGUCCCCAGGGAACUGUGCUACUGGUGAGUGAAUCCAAUUUUUUUUUUAGCUAACUAGAUCAACACUUCUUAUAAUGGUAUAUUUAGAUGUAGAAGAGCACCAGGUGAGUGGAUGUACUUUAAGGUUUCUGUAUGUUUACUUUUUUUUUUUUAGUAAUUCUGCAAUUUGUCUAAUUUUCAUUCUUUUACUCAUAUGAGUAAAAGGAUGGCAAUGACAUAAAAUAUAAAGCAAUUUUAUGGCAAAAAAAACAACAACAAAAAAAGAUUCUUUGCUAUUAUCUGAUAAAGGAUAUGUUUUUGAAAUUAAGACAAAUAAACCAGAAAAAAAUUGUGACUUGUCAUUGCAGACACCGAUGUAGCCAAUAUUGACUAAUUAAAAAGGACUCGUUCCAUAUAGCAUUAAAUACAGCUUUAUAGUGAGCUUGCAUAUACAGGAUACACAACUAGGACACUGGUAAAGCUAAAUAGAAUGCGGCCACAAAUGCGUUUUCGUUUGCGGAAAUCAGAAGCUUAAUUAUCCUUGAUGAAAAACUCGCAGGUACUGUAUGACUACGUUUUUAAAUAUAUCUUACUGAUAAAUAGACUGUAAAUACAGUAAUAUUGCUAUAUUUCGUAAAGAGUCUGGCCAUGUAGCCUAACAACAAAAUGCAGGACAGUAAAACCAACCAGCCAAUUGUUGCUAAUUGUCAGUUAGACACUAAGAUGUUUACACUGAAAAGCUAAGCAAGAUGGGGCACACUUCUUUAAUCUGAGCUUGUCUCCAGGUAGGAAGAUAACCGAUUGAACUGCAAACUGAAAAAAUGAUAUUGUGUGAUGUUAUUGUCUUGUAAAAGCAUUAGCCUACCAGUACGCCAAAAGAGACAUUUAGAACCUGGUUCUAGUUUGUUUACAAGAGCUUGCUAAGGAUGGUUAAAAAGUGAAAAUUGACAGGCAUAACACGAUAAUAAUCCUGAAUGUUGCAACUGUUUGUUUUAAGCAAGGUUAUUAUUGUUAUUGUUUUAAAGAAAACAUUAUGAUAUCUCCACUAGUAAUAAUCACUUUUUAGUUUAUGUACCUUUUCUGCAUUGUUUACCUGUUUUACUUAAAUAAGGUGUAUUUAGAUCUUACAAACCUUAACUGUGGACUUUGCCAUAACAUGAAUGUCCAAGAAUGUCAGUAAGGGAUUUAAUAUCCUUUUGAUGCAAAACCUUAAACAGGAAGUUAUCAAAAAUUACGCAUUGCCAUUGAAUUUACACAAAUUAGUUAUAAGCACAAGACUUUAUUACACCACCACCAUGCAUUACAGUAAUAAAUACAUGAUGAUUCUAUAAAAGUUAAAUCAUCAUCUCUUGUUCACUGUCUCAACAAAACCUAAAACUUUGGGAUGCAUUCGAUUUUAGAGAUGAUCUUAAGGCUCAUCUGGCAGGUAAAUGUAUGAAAACACAUCAAAAGGGGUUCAUUGUAAAACUUCAGUGUGAGUGGUAAACAGAAACACAGGUGAUCGAUAUCUCAUGCUUUGACCCUGUAUGGCUACAAUGAAGUCUGUGAAUUGUGUUUACUUUUAGGGUGAUAACUGUGUUCUUCCUGAUGAGUGCCCAUGCCACCAUAAUGGUCGACUUUACUACACCAAUGAUACCAUUACUAAGGACUGCAACACAUGGUAAUGUAUGCAGCUGUCUCAUUGUAUAGCAUCACUUUAAUGUUAUAAAGUAGAAUCGCAGCUUACCUACAUUCAUUCCUGCAGUGUGUGUAAGGAGCGGCGCUGGCACUGCAGCCAGUCUGCCUGUGCAGGUGUGUGCUUGGCAACUGGAGACCCACACUAUGUGACAUUUGAUGGACGCUGUUACUCUUUCCUGGGUGACUGCCAGUAUGUGUUGGCGAGGGAGACGAGUGGUUUGUUCAGUGUCACAGCAGAGAACGUGCCCUGUGGAAGUACAGGGGUUACCUGUACAAAGUCAGUGACCCUCAGCCUGGGGAAUACGGUCAUACAUCUGUUGAGAGGUAGGUAGAACGGUUCUACAAAGAGCAAAGAGCAUAACUUUAAGUCCAGAGGUUCCUCAGUUGCCCAAGCUAGUUGUUGUGUGUCUGUCCUUAAGGUAAAGCCGUGACUGUAAAUGGGAUGCCUGUAAGUCUACCAAAGUCUUACAGUGGCAGUGGUCUAACUUUGGAAAGAGUCGGACUGUUCGUCUCCCUUUCUUCAAAAUUGGGGGUCACACUCCUCUGGGAUGGAGGUAGAGCACACACAUCUCAAAACUUCUGCAGCUUUGAAUUGUCUCCUAACAACUUUGAUUUUGUCGGCAAAUAGUAGUGUGGCCUACUGCCUGUUCAGAGGCCAACUGAUGCUUGGCUAUUUGUGUUUCAGACAAUGUUUGUAGUAUUGAAAAUUGAGUCACACAGCCCAAGAACUGCUUCCUGUGGUAGAAGAAACCUGUAUAGAAAAAUACAAAAUUUGGGACCUAUCAUAGGCCAUUAUUACCUGAUAUAAUCUGCAUGAGUCUGGCUCAAAAGUUUUGUCCUCAUGUUAUGUUGAAAAUAUAUAAAUAUUUUACUGAUUGUUAUUGAAGACACAUGUCAUAAAGCCAAAUAGUUCCUAAUCCAUUGGUUCUGUCUGUGUCGGUAUGCAGAGGUCAAUAAAUGAUUCUGUAGUCAUGAUGUCAAACCUCCUGUUGUCUUUAGGUAUGCGGGUGUAUGUCCGUCUGGCCGCCCACCUGCGGGGUAGGGUUGGGGGUCUGUGUGGUAACUUUGAUGGGGACACAGAAAAUGAUUUCACUACACGGCAGGGCAUUGUGGAGUCCACACCUGAACUGUUUGGAAACUCCUGGAAGGUCAGCCCCUCCUGCCCUGACGUGGCAAACCAGGACCUCCGUGACCCAUGUGCUGUGAGUUCAGAGAAGACCUGUCAUUGCGUUCGCCAUUUACACAGAAACAGACCCAGUUGGAAGUAAACUGUCACUUUUUUCUAUGAACAAAAGUGCACUAACUUUUCUUUCUCUGUCUUGUUCAGCUGAACCCCCACAGGAUGACUUGGGCCAGGAAAAAGUGUGCAGUCCUGACUCAGGAGCUCUUCUCUCAGUGUCAUUCUGAGGUGCCCUUCCAGCAGUAUUAUGACUGGUGUGUCUUUGAUGCAUGCGGGUGAGUGACAGACAUUAAACUUAAUAUCAGUACACAAUAUUUACUCUUGAGAAAAUCUGAGAUAUACAGAUAUUCUUUAUCAUGUCCAGGACAUUGAUUUUUGGAUCAUAUCAAUUUACAGCAGUCUCUCCUUCCAAAAAUAAUCUGUAUCCCCUUACAAUACAGACAGAAAUAUUUAACCACAGCUCUUACCAUGUAACUGACUGUCUUUGUGUUGCAGUUGUGACUCAGGUGGGGACUGUGAGUGUCUCUGCACAGCUAUUGCCGCCUACGCUGAGGAGUGUAACCGACGUGGGGUUUACAUCCGCUGGAGGUCCCAGGAGCUCUGUCGUAUGUCAGAGACAAACAACAAACACAUAUCCACAUUUGUUCUAGUAAUGCAGUCUAUCUUAAUGUGUCAUAUGUCUCACCUCAUUCCUUACAGCUCUGCAGUGUGAGAACGGGCUGGUGUAUGAUCCUUGUGGCCCGGCUUGCUCCCCCUCAUGUCCAAGUGUUCAGAAAAAUCCACACUCGCAGUGUGGUGUUCUCUCCUGUAUGGAGGGCUGCUUCUGUCCCGCUGGAACUGUCCGACAUGGUAAGACAGAUUAACUAAACUAAGCGUGAGCUACCAGGAAUGAUAAUGUGUUAAAAAAAAUGUCAUGUUUUCAUGGGUGUAUCUCUUGAGUAUACAUUGUGCUCCAAAGAGGAUGACUUGUCACAUUUUAGAGUCUUGGUGACAAUUUCAGAUUGAAUGUUUGAAACUUAGAAAGCUCUCUUGACAAACACUUUCAGCUGCGGAGAGUUUUUUUUAUUUUUAUUUUUUUCUCCAAAACUAAUAGGAUUUCAAUGCAUGUAAAUAUCAAGAGGAUAAACUGUUUUUAUUUUUGGCACAACAUUACCUUUGCCUUUUCAAAGGAUCAACACUACAGUAUUUUCCAAACUGCCUUUCUUUCAAUGAGCCUGUACUCUUUGUCUUUCUUUACACCCUGCAUAUCUCAGGGCAACUUUCUUUAUUUUAAACUGGUGAAGCUCAUAGGACAUCAAAAUGAUCUCUUUCACUUUUUUUGCUUUAUAGGUGACAGUUGCGUAGCUCCCACUCAGUGUCCAUGCGAGUGGGAUGGCUCCAUGUUUCCAGCUGGGUCAAUCAUCACUCAGCACUGUCAGAACUGGUCAGUCAAUGCAAAUGCAUAAAGACACGAUGAAGGAUGCUCUGUAUUGUUGAGUAACCAUGCCAUUGUUUGUGUCCCCAGUUCCUGUGAGGAUGGUAUGUGGCAGUGUCAGGGUGUUCCCUGUCCCCCUCCUUCCCCUCCUUGUCUUGAGUCGGAGUUUACCUGUGCCGGGGGGCGCUGCAUCCCCUCUCAGUGGGUGUGUGACAAUGAAGAUGACUGUGGGGAUGGAUCAGAUGAGAUCUGCCCAUUUACCUGCUCACCAGAACAAUUCCGCUGCAGCAGCACACCAAGGUGAAACAAAACUCAGGGAAGUUCAUCAGCAAGCAUAAGUACUAAGGAAGACCAGAACACUCUUCUUGGGAUAGUUCCACACAAAAUUGGUCUGAGUUUCUCUGAGGCUGAACACAAAUGAUCCGUUAACCUCCAGCUGUCUGAUAUGAUGCAGUUUAUCAAUGAAUAUACUCUUAGUUUUACUUAUACAACACUGGCAAAGGUUUACCAAACAAUCAUUUAUUAACAGUUUUUUCAGUCCUCCAGUCCUUGAAAUAAUUACAUUCAUCUAAUAUAUACAGGAUUGCUAGAAUGAGUUCAGAACAGCCAGCUGUUUUAUAAAACGAAAAUGUCAGUCUUCAACAGAAUUUAUUAAAGUGUAAUGACCCCAACCUUGCAGCGGACCAUGUUUGAGUCUAGCCCUGCGAUGUGAUGGCCACCCAGACUGCGUCGACCAAUCAGAUGAGGAGUUCUGUGGGCCUGCAACUCCUGUGCCUCUAUGUCCACCAGGGGAGUUUCAGUGUGCUAGUGGAAAGUGUCUGCCAGCCAGCCGUGUGUGUGACGGACGGCUGGACUGUGGUUUUGCUGAUGGAUCUGAUGAGCAAGGUAUAACUAUAACUCUAUUAUAGCAGUAUACUCAGCACAUAAAGUUAGACACAUGUUAAGAAGCUUUAAGUGGUGACUUUUUUAGUACGAUAUGUAUGUAAACUUAUGAUGGACUGUACUUUUGGUCCUCCAGACUGUGGUGUAGUGUGUGAUGAGGGAGAAUUCUUGUGUGCUGGAGGACGCUGUAUCCUAUACAUCCAUCGCUGUGAUGGACAUGAUGACUGUGGGGACCUCAGUGAUGAAAGAGGGUGCGUCUUCAGUUCUAUUAAACAGCAGAUUUGGGCAUUUUAAGUAAAUUAAAUCAGUUUUUAUUUAUAAGUAUAUUUUUAAGGAGAAAUUUCUGACAUUUAUACAUAUAUGUAAGUUUUGGUUAUGAAUGGUCUAUGCUUCAAACUGAUUCCUACAACUGUGUAAUCUUCUUGGAAGAUAUAAGUGGUGCAACCGUGAAAAUUAAAAAGAUAAAACACAUGACAAUAAUAACUUAUUAAAACAGAGAUUGGUAAUUAAACAACAUAUUGCAAACAAUUUAAGUUGAACAACAAAGAAAUUAAUGAAAUUACCAUGUUCGCCCUCAUAAAACCAACAGAAAAAGAAAAAUAGCUGGGAUCAUUCUGACCACAUUCUCAUUCAUCGGUCUCUUCCUGUUUUGCUGAUGCUGUCCCUCAGCACCCUCACAUGUGACAUUCACGUUAUACUUUAACUUCAUCUAACACUAAAUAAUUUUCCUCAGCAGAGUGUGAAGCAAAAAUGACAGCAACCUUAAUGUAAAUUAAAUUUACCAUGAAAUAACAAAAACAAAGACAACUUUUAAAGACAACAUAUUAACUUGUCAUCAUGGCGACCCUUGCUUUGUAUAUACUGCCCGUAACAACAUAAGAUGAACUCAAAGCAACACAGACAUCAGACUCCAAAUAAAAUUGAAAGAAAGCUCCAUCAGUUACUACAAGUCAUUUGUAGCUAUGCCAUUUGUGUUCAUAGUAUAAAGGUUUUUUUGUGUGUGUGUGUUUUAGGUGUGUGUGUUCAAAAGGAGAGUUCCAGUGUCCUGGAGGUCAGUGUAUCUCUGCUAACAAAGUGUGUGACGGACACAGAGACUGCACCUCAGGAACUGAUGAAGCCGUCUGUCCAAGUAAAGGUAAACAUGGCAGAGCUGUGCACCAACUUUUUUAAGAGGGAGUAAACUUUUGACAGAAAAUAAAAUAUAAUAUGAACCAAAUACACAUUUUGGACAGCCAGGAGGUUUUUUGUUUAACCGGCAUCAUAAAAAAGUCCAAAAUUCUGCCGUUAUUACAACUUAAAUUAAGUCAACACCAGACAGGAGGACAUAUGCCUGAGGGCAAAAAGGCACCGUUUGCAUUUUUGGACCACACUUACAAAAAAAGUAGCUGUCGUGAUAUCUGUUUGUGGUUCGCAGUAACCUGUGCUCCUGACCAGCUGGCCUGCAGUGAUGGUACAUGUGUGGCAAAGACUAAGUUAUGUGAUGGUACAAGAGACUGUCCGAAUGGAGAGGAUGAAAACACAACCAACUGCUACGCUUUUAGUGUAACACCUUCAUCCUCAGCUGUCACUCCAACAGUGCCUACAACAGGUAACCACACUCAUGAUAUAGAGAUUCAUGGAGUGAAUCAAGUGUUCGCUCUGUAAAAUCACACCUCUGUGUCUGCAGUUUGUAGGUCAUAUGAGUUCAGCUGUGCCACUGCUGGGCAGUGUGUGCCUCAGGCCUGGCGUUGUGAUGGGGAAACAGACUGUUUGGAUGGUAGUGAUGAGCAGCAGUGUAGCGUCCCCUGUGGCCCCGGCCAGGUGACUUGUCUCAGUGGGGACCAAUGUGUGGACUACCAGCAGCUAUGUGACGGGAUUCCACAGUGCAGAGAUGCAUCUGACGAGAGUAUCGACACCUGUGGUGAGUUUGUGUAACUGCAAAUAUUAAGACAAAAGAGGGUGAAAACAAGAAACAUCAUAGACGCAUUAAAGGAUCAUAUCAUAACCUCACAAAACAGCAUUGAUGUUAAAAAAAUUUUGUCGGUCGACUAGGCUCUAUUCGGAUACCUCCAUGUCCAGGCAGCUUCUCAUGUGACAACCGUACCUGUGUGAACAUGACACAAGUGUGCAACGGUGUCCCAGACUGUCCUCGAGGCGACGAUGAGUUGGUGUGUGGUGAGUUCUCACAAGUUGAGGCAAAGAGAGCGAGGUGAGAGUGGAAGUGAAGAUGAAUGAAAUGAUGGCUUAGUGCGAAGGAAGAAUAGAAGGGAAAUUAAAGUCAUAAAGAAAGAGGCGUUAAAGGCCCUUGUAUGCAGUGUCUGAUAAAUCAGCUUUGGCUCUUAAAAUCUGUGGUGCGGUGAAUGAUGAUUCUGAAAUAUACUUCUGUACAGAUAAGACUAUCUCACCACUGCCACCUGGCAGCAGAAACACCACAGUCACCUGUCCCGAAUUUACCUGCAAGGAUGGAUCUUGUGUCCCCUUCAACAUGGUUAGUCCAUUGUUUAUUAAUGUACAUGAUUACUUCUUAAAAAUUAAAAAACAUGGAGUGGUAAGAUUUAUUUUUAUAAGUUUUUUGAUAAUCAAUAUUUCACAUAUAAAAUGUUUUUGAUAUUUUAAAAACUGGUUCCAAACUAGCAUCUUUUCUCCUUCAGGGAAUAAUAUGAUUAUUUCACUCUCUUCCCUCCUCUUAGGUGUGUAAUGGAGUUGCAGAUUGCCCUGACUCCUCAUUAACUCCUCUUGGAGUCCCCACUGAUGAGCAGAGCUGUAGAAGCUGGAGCUCCUGGGGUCCAUGGAGUGGCUGCAGCACCUCUUGUGGCACAGGCUCCAUGAUCCGAGAAAGAACCUGUCCCCCAGGGGACCCACUGCAUCACUGUCAUGGACAAGACCACCAGAAACAGCAAUGCUUUAACACCACCUGCCCUAGUAAGGAUGUGGAUAUGAACUACACACAUUCUAUGUAUUUUCAGUAAAGACAGCAACAGGCAAAGCAACAUAUUAAUUCUAAGAAUCUGAAAGGACUUAUAUGACUUAUAAGAGUUCUUUAUUCUCUUACACCCUGCAGUUGAUGGUCAGUGGACGCCAUGGGGAAGCUGGUCAAAUUGCUCUGGUGUUUGUGGUGGAGUGCAAGUCAGACACAGAGGCUGCAUCGCUCCCCGCUAUGGAGGCAGAGACUGUUCCCAGCUCCCUGGAUCAUCCAACCUAACGAUGGAAAUCAGUAAGAACUGUUUGUAGACUAAGAUUGAAGAUAAAAUAGGAGAUAAUGGAAACAUUUUGGAGAAUUUAUAUUUGAAAUAAUCACAGACUUACCAGUGUUGCACAAUUACUACUGUAAGUAAAAAAGCACUUAUUUAAAGACUUUUAUUUUGUUAAACAGUAGCACAGUAACUUUUUUGAUGGAAAACAGGGGCUGUUGUUUCAUAAAAUUUGUUAUUUUUCAUUGUUAGAUCAAUCCUUUUGUGAUUUCAUUUAGAGUAUUUGUGUGAUUCUGUGAUAAAAAUUCAUAUAGGAAAAAACUACAGGCUGAUCAAACAUAAACUCUUAUCCAAGUGCACAAUUUCAAAUAAAGUGUGAUGAGUUGGUAGAUGGCAAAGAUUUGAAACAAAAACAUUUUCCCCCGUCACACCUCAGAGCCUUGUCCUGAUGAUGGUUGUGCCAACGCCAGCUGUCCCACAGGGCUGGUGAGAUACAACUGCACCCCAUGCCCUGUUUCCUGCGCUCAUAUCAGCAGUGGGAUGACCUGUGAUUCAACAACACCCUGCUCCUCAGGUCAGGCAGCAGAAAUCUGGAAUAAUUUUCUUUCUCUUUCAUUUUUUUUUUGCUUCUUUGUAUUUAAAAAAAAUUACACAAAGCUUUCUUCUGACAAUUUAUAUAUGUCUUGCUCCAGGUUGUUGGUGUGCUGAGGGACAGGUGAUGAACCACAUGCAACAGUGUGUGCUACCUGAGGAGUGUUCCUGUGAGGUGGCAGGUGUGCGCUACUGGCCAGGCCAGCAGAUCAAGGUGGACUGCGAGAUUUGUGUAUGUGAGAGAGGAAGACCGCAGAGAUGUCAACCUAACCCAGACUGUGCAGGUGGGUCUUUCAUACAACAGAAUUCUAAGUUGAUUUUAUCCAAAAACUGUGUUGCAGCUGUGUCAAAAUCUUGUCCUCUGUAACACUACAGUGAACUGUGGCUGGUCAUCAUGGACUGAGUGGGGAGAGUGUUUGGGACCUUGUGGUGUUCAGAGUGUUCAGUGGUCGUUCCGCAGCCCAAACAGUCCUGUCAAGCACGGCGAUGGGAGAGUAUGCAGAGGAAUUUACAGGAAAGCCCGCAGGUAUGUGUUCAUCUGGACUCUCAACUGCUUCUCUUGUUUAAUGUUGAAUUUCUUCAUCUCCACUUGUGGUUAUUUAUGUCCUCUGAUUCCCCUCUGAUCACUUUCCCACUUGUCAAUUAUUUGGUUCAUAAGAUUACCAAAUAAUUGACAAGAAACUCCUAGUAAAACAUUAUGGAAUCACCAGUCUUAAAGGAUGUUCAUUCAGUUGUUUAAUUUUGUAGAAGAAAAAGCAGAUCACAGACAGACAAAAAAUGUGGUAGUCAGUAACAGUUACUUUUUUAGACCAAGAACUCAAUUCUGAGAAAAAAAAAUAUAGAAUCACCCUGUAAAUGUUCUUUCCCAAAACUGACACCUGCAUCAGAUUAGAUCUGCUCGUUAGUCUGCAGUGAUCACACCUUGGAGAGCUGUUGCACCAAGUGGAUUGACAUGAAUCAUGACUCCAACAUGAGAGAUGUCAAUUAAAACAAAGGAGAGGAUUACCAAACACCUUAGAGAGGGUAAAUCACCACGCAAUGUUGCAAAAGAUAUUGGUUGUUCACAAUCAGCUAUGUCUAAAAUCUGACCUAAGUACAAACAACACAGUAAGGUUGUUAAAGGCAAGCAUAUUGGGAGAACAAGGAAGACAUCAAUGCAUUAAGACAGAAAACUUAAUAUGACUUGAAAAUGGAAAAUGCACAGCAAAACAAAUGAGGAAUAAAUGAGAGGAAACACCCAGUUUUCCAGUCGAUCGAGUAGGAUGCUGUGGUCUACUGGGUCGAAAGCGGAACUGAGAUCGAGCAAUACUAGGACUGAAAUUUUGCCAUUGUCUGAGUUUAAGUGGAUGUCGUUAGACUUUGAUAAGAGCAGUCUCAGUGCUGUGGUGCGGUCGAAACCCUGACUGGAAAACAUCAAAACAGUUGUUUAGGACUAAGAAGUUGUGAAGCUGUUAGAAGGCUGCUUUUUCAAUGAUUUUGCUUAAAAACGGGAGGUUCGAUAUAGGCCUAUAAUUGUUCCUUACUGAGUUGUCUAGGUUGCUUUAUUUUAGGAGUGGCUUUAUGACAGCAGUUUUCAGGGCCUGUGGAAAGACACCUGACAGAAGUGACAUGUUGACAAUCUGUAGAAGAUCUGAGGCCAUGCAAUUAGAAACUGUUUUAAAAAAAACCUGUUGGCAGAAUAUCAAGGCAGCAGGUGGAGGAUUUCAGAUUUAGUAUGAUGUCCUCCAGGGUUUUAAUGUUGAUCGGGUUGAAUUGUGUCAUGCUACUGGGGUUAGUACGCAAGGUCAAUGUUAUGGCCUGCAAAUAGUCCGAAUAUCUAUCAAAUUGAAAAUCUAAGGCAGACAUUGAAGGAAAUGGCCCAUGACAAGGCUCCAACCUGCAAAGCUGAUCUGGCAACAGCAAUCAGAGAAAGUUGGAGCCAUAUUGAUGAAGAGUACUGUUUGUCACUCGUUAAGUACAUGCCUCAGAGACUGCAAGCUGUUAUAAAAGCCAGAGGUCGUGCAACAAAUUUUGAGUGCUCUUUUCUUUAUUUGUUUUUCUUGAUUCCAUCAUUUUUCCUCAGAGUUUAGUGAUUCUGUAUUUUUUUUCCCUCUGCUUGGUCUAUAAAAGGAAGUGUUACUGACCAACACCUUUUUUUUCUUGAUUUCUUUUAAUGUUUCUUAAAGCCAGAAAGUUGCCCCUUGAAAUGACUUGAGUUUUUUGUCAUGUCUGUGAUCUGUUUUUUUUCUCCAAAAUUAAACAACUGAAUGAACAUCCUCCAAGACUUGUAAUUUAAUAAUUUUUGCCAGGGGGUGUAUUACUGACUUUGUCUCCAUACCUUGAACCAUGUCUAUUUAUGUGUUUGCAGGUGCCAGACUGACCCCUGUGAUGAGUGUGAGUACCAGGGUCAGUCUCAUGCUGUGGGAGACAGAUGGAGGUCCGACCACUGCCUUUUAUGUCACUGCAGGCCAAACCUUAUGGUUCAGUGUGCCCCCUACUGUCCAUUUGCUGUCAGUGGAUGCCCAGCGGUGAGAGGAGAUUCUUAGAAUUUACAACCAUUUAAUGUAAUGCAUCAAAUGGGUGUGUUGGCAUUUAAGAUUGAGUUUGGUGCAUAAAUUAUUAUUGUUUAAAUCUUAGCUAAUAAAUAAGUCUAACUAACUCAAAGUGAGGCUGCGGGUUUCUCUCCAAGUGCAUGUUUGUGUUUACAGGGCCAAUUAAACAUUUAUAGCAAAGUUUGUUUUGGAGUUUAAUAAUUGUAUGAUUGAUAGUAAUGAUUGAUAAAUUUUAUAUGCAUGGACCUACCUCCACGAUGGCAGUCACUGAGUGAUUUUCUCAGUAUCACUGUGCUCCAAAGCAUCUUUAGCACAUCGGGGGCUGAUUCAAAUGUAACACAGUCAUCUUCUGUCUGUGCAGGGCCAGAGUUUGGUGCCUGGAGAGGGAGACAAGUGCUGUUACUGCGAAGGUAAAACCAUCACUGUCCACCCUUACCAACGCUUGUGUAAUAUCUCCUUUUCUAAUUGUGGCACGUGUGCAAAUCGGACUACUACAUCUUACUAUAUUUUUAGGAGAAAACAACACCAUUCUUGUGACCAUCAGCCCAGACACUAUAACGUCUGCACCAGCAGAGGGCACCAAACCUCUGGUUCCCACAUACCCACUUCCUCCUGGAGGUAAGAUCAGCUGAUCACACAGUUUAGUAGGCAGUGUGUUAAAGAACUUUUUUUUAAGCUUCCAUUAUAUUAAUCACUUCUGAACUAAUUGUGGUGAUCACCUCAUUUUCUUAUUUUCUUCUUGUUUAGAUGAGUGUUGGACUCCUCUUGGUGUUCAGUCUCUCCCAGCCUCCAGUUUCAGUGCCUCCUCACAGCAGACUGGUCACCCACCUGAAACAGGCCGCCUCCACAGCUGGAACGCCCACAGUGACCUACAGGUAGAUCAAGACUUUAAGUUAUUCAGUUGUUCGGAAAUUGGUCCUUUCAGGUGAGAUUUUCUAAAACAAGAUUCUGAAUCCCCAGCAGCUUCAAAAGUGUAGCUGACACAAACCAUUUCAAACUGUGACUUUACAGGAUAAAUCAGAUUACUAGGUCUAAUUUAAUUCAGCAAAGUCCAUAAUUUUAACAUAAAGUGAUGAUCAUUGAAUCAAGGAUAAACACCAAGGGUUAAAAUUCUGAUGGCAUUAAUCACCAACUAAACAUUGAAACUAAAACUGCUUUUUCAUUUGAUCUGCAAUAUAGUGUCUGAUCAUUUGUCUAUUUUUAACCUCUGGAUAUCUUACAUCAGCUUGGAUUGUAAAUCCUUGUUUUGGUAAGGAUUGUUAAAAUGCUCAGUUAGUUUUCAGCAACAGCUUUUUAAGUGUUAUUGUGUGCUCCUGAUUUAAUACCCAUGGUACUGGUGUAUUGUAAUAUUGCAGUGAUAAUUACUUCGUCAGUUGCUACCUCCACUACUGAAAUGGUAUCUUUGAGGUGGUUAGAAACAUCUUUAGUGAUCAUUUAAGAGGGUUUACUUUGAUAUUGGAGUAAAUAUCUCUCUUCAUGUGGCACAGUAGAAUGGUUAACCACCCUGUACAUGCAGAGUAAUGCUAAGAUUGGAUUUCUUUUAACUUAUUUCAUGAAUCAUUUUUACAACCCUGUUUAUUUUAGAACCCAUGACAUGUAUGUGACUGCCCUGCUGUGGGUCACCGUCACUUGAAAGCAAUUUCUGCUGCAACAUCAUCAAUAUGAUGUGUUCUGAUAAUCUGCCAUAGGGCUGGAGUCCAGAGCCUGAGGAGUACAAGGAUCUACCACAGCGGAGUCCUGAAGGACACACAAGCAAAACUCAGAGCCCCUACCUACAGAUAGACCUUCUCCAACCAUACAACAUCACCGGUAAAGCAGGAUACAGGCAGAUUGAAAUUCUUUCUUAUUGUACUAUUCACAAUUGAGAAUUUCAUAUGAGAUAAUGUGCUGUAUAUCGGUGUAAACAAUGUCUCCUCUGUUUUUCUCAAGGUUUGCUAACCCAGGGUGGAGGUGUGUUCGGCACCUUUGUGUCGAGUUUCUAUCUUCAGUUCAGCAGCGAUGGUAGACAGUGGUACACAUAUAAGGAGCUUGUCACUGAUGCUCGACCCAGAGCCAAGGUUAGACUUCACAACUUGUCACUAUAACUUUCUGCUGUGUGCGUAGAAAGCUGCUUGAAGGUCUUGAAGCUUUCUAUUAAUAUUAUCAUUUUACCCCCCAGGUUUUUAACGGUAACCAUGAUGACCGAGGAGUAGCAGAGAUCAGACUGGACAGGAUGGUGUCAGCUCAGUUUGUCCGCCUGCUGCCACAUGAUUUCCAGAACGGCAUCUACCUUCGACUAGAGAUCAUGGGCUGUGGAGAUGGUGAGUGGAUAAUGCUACUUUGGAGAGUUGUUUUGGUAGUGUUCUGUGGUUCUGAGUAAAAAUGUAAUCCUUAAAUCUCCCCCUUUCCUCUCUUCCAGGUGAACACUGGUUUGUGACAUCAGCUCCACCCUCCCCUGUCUCUCCAGUAGGGGGCUGCAGAGAUAAAGAGUUCCACUGUGAAAAUGGUCGCUGUGUGCCAGCAGGUCCAUUGGGAGUUGUCUGUGAUGGGGUCAAUGACUGUGGGGAUGGGUCAGAUGAGAUGCAUUGUGGUGAAUUUUCCAAUUUCUCACAUAUAUUUUUUUUAGAGAUAUGCCACAUAAGUGUGUUUAUUUUAGUUUGUUUUUAGAAAGAAAACCAGGUUACAGUAUCAGCCGUCUCUGAUCCUGCUUCUUUUUCAUCGUUCUUUGUGACUCCAAGAAGUUGCACACACAGUAACUGAAAGGUAACACUAACUUUUCCGUGACUAUUUCUGCAUGCAGGUACAAAGCCUUCCUCUACAACCACCAGUCCUCGAAGCUGCCCUGCUGGACAGUUCUCCUGCCCUCCACCAGGGGGCUGCAUUGACAAAGGAAAACGUUGUGAUGGGAUCCCUCACUGUCCCAAAGGAGAGGAUGAAACUGGCUGCUAUCACCAUGACAACAUGACAACACAGUCAGACAGGUGAAGGGCAUAACUGUUCAUAAUUAUUGGCAACAAAUGGUCUAAUUCUUGACAAAAAGUUACAGUGAUAUUUUAUAGAUUAUGUAUUUGAAUAAUACCUUUUUCUGCUUUUUAAUUCAUGUGUCAUCUCUUGGCUUUGAGUGCCUCUUUUGCUGGUUGUUGUGUGUAGUUUUUGUUUAAUAGAAAUGAAGAAUGAUCUUGGACCAUUUCCCCUCCACCUUAAUGCUAAUUUGUUGUAAAUUACAGGCCACACACAUCCACUCCUGCACCUCUAAGGACUCCAUCAAUGGCGGCUGUCACUCACCCUGCAGUUAAACCAACGGUAGGAAACACUGGAAGUAAUUAUCGGUUUCCCUGAAGCCAAGUUUUUGAGUCAUUGGUUUCCAUUCCCUGAUAGUUUCUUAUUUUAAUGUCUGCUCAGUUCAGAAGGAAUUGGUGUCACUUCAAAUGAACACAUAUGAAUACAAGAGCUAUUUCUAAGUUUUCUUGAUCAAACUAAAAUAGUUACAGACAGAUUCAUAUUAAUGCCAAAGCAGUCUAAAAAGCAAUCUGCUGAAGCCGCCCUGUUUAUCUAAAAGCAACGUUUAUUUUUCAGUCAACAUGUUAAAUUUUCUGAAACAGAUAAUAAGCAUACAGCAAAUAUUUAAACUAGUGGUGCAAUACUGGAGGAAUGUAAUUGAACAAAAUGCAGUAGUCUUUUUAUGUAGCAUUAAACAAGACCCAGAGAUUACAUGUGUAAUGUAGACACAUAUCAAAAUACACUGGCUUUGUUUUGUGUAUUUUUACAGGAUGCUGGGCCAGGAUAUCGCGGUAAGUGUGAAAUUGUUUAUUUUGUAGAUUAGUUGUGUUUUCAGCCUCAGAUAUCUUAUGAAGAAAAUCAAAUAUUGUUGCAAAGCAGAGCAUUCUAGCAAGGGCUUGCAUUUCUGUUCUUUGUGAGACAGUGUAAAUAUGUGUCAUAUUUGCAGGAAUUUGCUCGUCUCCUCUCGGACUGGAGGACGGGAGAAUACGGUAUGGUCAGCUGACUUCAUCCUCGUACCGUGAGAACAAUCCUGCUGAUGCUGGACGACUAAACAUCAUCCCAAAUGUGUGAGAGAUUUGAUCUUUAAAGAGCUCAAAAGCUGCAAAAUUGGAUUAUGGUACAUGUACUCCAAUGAGUGCGGAGAGAGUGGGGAUAUAAUGCAUACAGGAAAUGAUUAACCCCUUUAUCUUCCUUGCAGUCAAGUCAUGGAGCCUGGAUGGAGCCCUUUGCCUACAGACCCUCAACCAUAUUUUCAGGUGGACUUUCUGGAGCCCACAUGGGUAUCUGGGGUGGUGUUACAGGGAAGUGAACGUAUGUGGGGUUACAUCUCCAAAUACCGCCUGGCCUUUGCCCUGCACAGUGAACUGUUCACAGACUAUACUGAGGAUGGAAAACCAGGGAGUCCUGUCCAGGUACCAUGAAAAAUAUUGACUUUUCUUUUCAUCUGAUGAAGACAUUAUUCUCAUCAUGAUUAGAUGUUUUAGAGUAAAGAAAUAGACAUUUCAAAACAGUAUUUCACCAGUAAAUAUGACUGUAUAGGAAUAUUCUCUUUGUUGUGGUGUAGGUGUUUGAAGUGCGGAUGGUGGGCAGGACUCCUGUGACCCGCUGGCUUGAUCGGCUGGUCAGAGCUCGCUACCUACGCAUCAUCCCUGUGGAGUUCAGACACACGUUCUACCUGCGUGCGGAGAUCCUGGGCUGCAGAGGGGGUGAGGACUCACAGCUGAGUUAUUAUAAAAAAAUGAACAGCUGUUUAACUGAGUAAGUAACGGGCUGACCAUCUUUAUACAGCUCUUUAUGUGACACAGGCUACCCUUCCUUUUCUCGUAGAUGAGCUGGUGACACCCAGCAGUGUGACGAAGACUCCCUCUGGUGGUGGCAAAGUCACUGUACAGCGCUGUCAGCCCGGACAGUUUGCCUGUCAGCACAGUGAAGACUGCGUGUCGGUCUCUGUGCUCUGUGAUGGUCGACCGGACUGCAAGGACCACUCUGACGAGAUCAACUGUGGUGAGAGCCACAGUGUGAUAUUUUUUCAAUAGUUGUAUCUUUUCCAUUAUAUACUUGAUCUCACACUACUGGUUUUUAGUUAGUUAGUUAGUAACCUUUAUUUAACCAGGAAAUAAACCCAUGGAGAUUCAGAAUCUCUUUUACAAGGGAAUCCUGGCCAGGAUAGCAGCACAAGAAGUUCCACAUAAAGAAAAAAUGCUAAAUUAUGUGUCUCUCUUGUUUUAAAUUUUCUGAUCCAUUCCUGUCUGUGUUCAUAAAAUCCUUAUUCUGUUUCGUCAGGUACAGCUCCAACCAGAGGUCCUCCAGGACUGCACAACCAGACCAGCCCCACAGGGAGGCCAGGCUUCCAUGGCGACAGCACAACAGGCCCCCCAGGCCUUUUUACCACCAAAUCAAAUGGUGGCCGUCCUGGUGUGGCUAGCGAGGGGGUCACAGGUGACUCAAGACUCCAGAACACUUCAACCUCAGGUGAAGGUACUAAAAGCUUUAGAAUCAAUCCGCUUCUCAUUUGUUACAUAUUUUCAAGAUAUUAAUCUUUUCAUUUCUUCUUUGUCUGUUUUAAUGCCUUUUAUGUCCUACAUGGACAGGCCUGUGGACUACAAGACCACCAGUAUAUCCAGGAGUCACCACAGGUCAACCUGGACUGCAUCUCACCACCAGCCUCACUUCUGGGAGACCUGGGUUGCAACCCACAAAAGGUGAGAGACAAAGCGUGGAUUGAGACUUCAAACUGACAUCUGCUUGUCACUAAUGAACACAUUAAGACUUCUCAUUUAUUUUCAUUACCAGCACCAUGGAGUGCUACAACUCCCUAUGAUGAUGGACUACCCAGAGUGCUUUGUGUGGAGGGCCAAUAUUCAUGCCGGUCAUUUGGCUGUGUGAACUCGUCGCAGGUGUGUGAUGGCAGACGGGACUGUUUGGACGGGUCAGAUGAAGAUCGCUGUGGUACGCAUCAACAACUUUGGCAGACUGAUGAAAAAGAGAGGGAUUUCUUUGCAGUUAUUGCAAUUUAAAGUUUUUAAAUCCAUUUUGACGAAUUGUUAGAAACAAUCUCAACCUUCUUCAAACGAAUAGCACAAUAGCCACAGGAAGUCCAUUGUAGAUCAUGUAGUAACCCUAUUGCAUGUCUGCAAAAGGUAGUCAAUCUAAACAUUUCACAAAACCAAGUUUCUGUCACUUUAAUGGCCUUAAAGUUGUCUUUUUAUUGUUUGAGCCAUUUGAGUCAAAUGUAGGGACACUUUUUUACAAUUGAAGCAGACAUGCAAACUAUGAUGUGAAUCCUUUGUGGUUAGCAAUAACUGAUUUAACAGAUCUGGAAAUAUUUUACAAGAUGAAGAAAAUUUUGUUUUUUUUCUCUCAAGGCACAACAGCUAGACCAUCUACCACUCCACCAGGCCAACCGCUGCCCAGCCCCUGCUCUGCAAAGCAGUUCUCUUGUGUCAGUGGGGAGUGUGUUCACUUGGACCGCAGAUGUGACCUGCAAAAAGACUGUGUGGAUGGGUCAGAUGAAAAAGACUGUGGUAAGAUAUCUGCUCAUCUUAUAGAAUAAAAUAAAAACUGAAAAAUAAAAGUUUUCACUAAUAAUAGUUUUUUCGGUCUCUUGUUUAGUGGACUGCAUCAUGUCUCCAUGGACAGCAUGGAGUGCAUGCAGCGUGUCCUGUGGGCUGGGUUCCUUGUUCCGUCAGAGAGACAUACUGAGGGAGGCUUUACCAGGUGGAGCCUGUGGUGGAGCGCAGUUUGACAGUCGUGCCUGUUUCCCUCGAGCAUGCCCAGGUCUGUCUCCUGGACCUCCCUGCACUUUUACAAGUACCCAGGAUUAAAUCUAAUCAACCUUCAAAAUCUUGUUCUCCUCUCUUUCCUCUUUUAGUCAAUGGCCACUGGUCAGAGUGGACAGCGUGGUCAGAGUGUGAUGCACAGUGCGGAGGUGGUGUGAGGCAAAGAAACAGAACCUGCUCUGCCCCUCCGCCUAAAAAUGGAGGACAGCCCUGUGAGGGCAUGACCCUGCAGAGUCAGAGCUGCAACAGCCAGCCCUGCACCAAAGAUGUCGGGACACAGACAGGUGACCGACACAGACUGAGUGUAUUUUGGUGUUUGAAAUAUUCAGUUUGUCUCACAAAAAUUAUCUAACACUCUUGUACUGACAAGGAAUAUCACAUAAUUAAACCUGUUUUCUUAUUGACUGUUCAGGCUGUGUCAACAACAUGGUUCUUGUGACUGAAGCAGACUGCCGGGCUGGGAGGGUCGAGCCCUGCCCUCCCACCUGCUCACACCUCAGCUCGUCCAGCAACUGCUCUGAGGAAUGUAUACUAGGUAUGACACAGAGGAGUUGGUGAGGAAUCAAUUUGGAAGUUUGUGGAGUGAUUUGUUUUAUUAAAGUAAUUUGAAGGUUAAUUUAAAUUGAUUCUCUGACCAAGUGUUUUUAUGAUUGUAACAAAGCAACAAAGCAAAGUUUAAACGUACUCCCAGCAAAAUAAUUAGACCAAACUUUUAACCUAAACAUAUUCACCUUACACACCUCACCAAUGUAGAAGUGGGUUUUUCAUGCCUGGUUUUGUUACAGUAGCAUAAUUAAGCAGUUAUUCUUGACACAUAUCUCCAUCAUGUAGUAUGGUUUAUGUCACUUAGCUGCAAAGUAGCAAAUAUCAUAUUUUUAAAUGCUAGCUGUAUAUUGCUUAUAGUUGUGAAAGUAAUUGGCAAGAAAAUCAAAGUUCUGUUUUAGUUAUUACUAAAUUACAAAAAUUAACAGGUCUAUUCUUUCCCACUUACCAGCUCAGGUUAAAAGACAGGGUCUCUGGUUCAUUGUCAGUGAACUGAUUACUUUCUGUGAUUAGGUGGAUUGGUAAUUCCACACACUCUGGUAAAUUAUUAAUCACCAGUGUGACCUGAAACAGUGUUAACUUAUUAAGCUCAUUUACUGCUGGCUAGAAUAUUUUUUUUCUUCUCCUCAGGUUGUCGCUGUCCUGAUGGUCUGUACCUGCAGAGUGGUCGGUGUGUGAAUGCAAGUCAGUGUGGUUGUUUCUGGGAUGGUCAAAUACUGCAGCCAGGACAGCCAGUUAGCAAAGACCAGUGCACCACAUGGUAAGAAACAUCACUGGCUUAUAAAUGUUUUGAUUUUGAAAACAAUUCUGGUUUUCCAAACUGAGAUAUUUCAAAUGCAGAAAAUCUUUUAUUUAUUUUACUUGUGUUAGCUUCUUUACAACCUGAUUUAACUUUAUUUUGAUAGAUGAAUCCAAAACUGAGGAUUGAAGCUUUUACCACACUGUCUGAAUCAGGGCGUCAGUCCCAGAGAGUGUUUAAAUGCUGUUGUUGCCUUAUCAACAAAAAGCUAUUUGAAAUGCAUAUUUUGCAUCAACAGUGUGUGCAGAGAUGGAAAAAUAACCUGCAAUACCUCCACCUGUGUGGCCACCUGUACUUGGUCAGGCUGGUCGUCAUGGUCACCAUGUGAUGUUACUUGUGGCCUGGGGCUACAACAACGCUACAGGUGAGUUUCUGAAAUUUGAUUUUGCUGUAUAAAGACAUUCGAGGCCUCUUAUAAUGCCUGUUUGACAAAUAUAAUUACAUUGCAUUAGAUAAACAAGUGAUGCAUAAUCUGUAUAAUUUUCUUAGUUUGAUGUUUUUUGUUAAUGCCAGAAAUGCUGUUAAACACAUUUUUGUGUCUUUACAUAAACUUUAAUAUUACCUAAUAAAGCUUUUCCUUAAAUGCUUUACCAUCUGCAUGCACCUUCUACUUCUUCACCUUUAAGUUUGCAGAAUGAUAUCUAGAAGUUGUUGCAGGAACUGUUUUUGCUCAAUAUGCUGCCAAUAAAUUCUGCAUCCAGGGUGUUAAUUCCUCGACUUUGUUUCUGCAGGUCUCCAGUGAGCCCAGCAGGCGCAUCCAGAGUCCAGCCUUGUCCUGGAGACUCCUCAGAGGCCCGUCGCUGUUACAGCCCCUGCAUCCCUGGUAUACCAACCCAUAAUAAUAACUCAAGUGCUCCCAAACCGUCUGACUGUGAUUUAAUGAUUCCUAAAUGAAUGCAGCUGUGAUGAGUAAUUUCUUUUCAUCAGAAGAUGUUUUAUUACAUAAUAUUAAGUAUUUCUGUAUUGUUUUAAUAAAUAGUAGUAUUUCUUCAAAGUUUGGGUUAUGCACAGCCAGCAUUUUGAAGUAAAGCUUUAUUUAAAAGAUUAUACUUUCAGGCUCAUUGUAAAGUCAUAUUGCCAGAAAUCACUUAAAUGCUCAUGGUCAAAGGAUGAUGUGUUUGUCCUCCUGUCAUGCUCCUGAUAUUUAAGGGGUAGAAGAUGGAGUCUGGAGUAGAUGGACCAGCUGGUCAGAGUGCAGCAAGACGUGUUUCAACAGUGUCGAUGAUGUUGGGCUCAGACGACGAUUUCGCAGCUGCAACAACACAUUGACAGUCCAAAACCACACACACUUUGAUUCUGCCUGUGGUGGAGACAGCGAGGAGCAGGAGCCUUGUAACACCAUACGCUGUCCAGGUGUGAUAUGUGUAACAUCUCUACUUUACAAAUCUGAUGUAUUUAAAUGAAAAAAAAGACACUAAAGUGGGUGGGUUUUUGGUUUUUUUUUUCUCAACUAGUUAAUGGUGGCUGGUCAGACUGGUCCCCAUGGUCUCAGUGUUCAUCUGAGUGUGACUCUGGCGUCCAAACAAGAGAGAGAUUCUGCAAUUCUCCUUCACCACAGCAUGGGGGCAGCAGCUGUCCUGGGCCACACAUACAGACCAAAGACUGCAACUCUCAUCCCUGUACAGGUACUGAAUCAUGUUUUCUUCUGACCCCACUUCUCAGGUUCACAGAACAAUGAUGUAAAUAAUAUCAUAAAAGAAUUGCAUUAUGGUAUUCAUUUGUUGAUUUACCUGCCUUAUUUAAUAGAUGCCUCAAAGUUCAUGAUCUCUGCUCCCUCUGCAGGUGUGUGUCCAGAGGGCAUGGUGUACAUGACAGCAGCGGAGUGUGAUGCUCACGGCGGUGCGUGCCCACGGGUGUGUUUGGACAUGACCUCCUCAGAGGUUCAGUGUACUACAGCCUGUUACGAUGGCUGCUACUGCGCCCUCGGCUCUUACCUGCUCAACAACAGCUGUGUCCCCCGAGCUGAGUGCCCAUGCUACCACCAGGGAGAGCUGCAUCUAGCCGGCACCUCCCUGCCUGCUGACGCUUGCAAUAACUGGUACAUUCAUGUUGUUUGCAAAAUGACCUGUACUGUAAAUUGAAUUAUGAGACAAAUUGUUCACUUGUUCCUCUUGUGAUUUUCAUCAGUACCUGCAUUAACGGAGAAAUGGAGUGUGGAACAGCACCCUGCUCUGGUGAGUGGCAUUUCUAUUACUUGGGCUUGUUCAGGUUUGUGAACAUUUCUUCCCUCAUGUUUCCUGCCCUGUCUUUUUCACUCUUAUUGGUUUCAUAUUUUUGUUGUGCUUGUGUUCCUCAGUGGACUGUGGCUGGAGCAGCUGGACUCAGUGGAGUGCCUGCAGUCGAACAUGUGACGUUGGCGUGAGAAGACGAUACCGUUCAGGAACCAAUCCUCCUCCGGCUUUCGGGGGUCAGCCCUGCAAAGGAGACAGAGUUGGGAUUGAUACCUGCAGCAUUGAGCCCUGUAUUGGUGAGGAGAAAGAAUGCUGUCAGUGUAUCGAAACAUUACUCCUGCUUUUAAAAAUAUGAAAGAAACUCAAUUAAUACAUUAUGAUGUGUCUGCAGGUAUAAAGGAGCCUUGGAGUGCGUGGUCAGAGUGCUCAGUGACAUGUGGAGGAGGGUACAGGACUCGAACUCGUGGGCCCAUCAGAGUCCAUGGCACUGCUCAGCAGUUUAGUGCCUGCAACCUGCAACCCUGUGGUACAGCAAGACCCUCACUUUUAUUCAACAAUAUCGCCAUGUUUCAUGUCAUAUCAAAUGUACAUCAUAAUAUGUCAUCAGGUUCUUCUUUUUGGAGGAAAAAAAGUGGAUUUUUGCAACUUAUCUCAUAACUUUAAUGCUUACUAAAAAGUUUGUUAAAAGUACUUGAACAAAAUCACAGACCACUGUAGACAUUGGAUUUAAAUGUAUUUGUUUUCAAAUCUUAGUCUAAAACAACGUUCUGUGAAUUCAGAGAGGAAAAGAGGGCUGAAAGCUGUUGAGCAAUUAUUAUAUCAAUGUCAAUAUUCAAACACUGUUUUCAAUGUGGAUCAAUCAAGCUGUGUGAGUUAUUUUUCCUAUGUAUAUGAUGUCCAGAAUAAGUUAUUUUGGUCAAAAUAUUGGCUAAAAAAUGUCAGUAUUGCACAGAUUUGCUUGUCCAGUUUUUUCACCAACUUAGAUUUGAGUAGUUUUCAAAUUUAGUUUGUCAUAUGAGGUCCUUGAUGACACUAUUCAGGUUAACACUGAUCUCUGCUUGGAUGUAAUUGCUGUAUCAGGAGGUGACAGGGUCUGCCCCUCUGGACAACAGUGGAAGCAGUGUGUGAGGGGAGCAGUUUCCUGCACAGACCUCACAAUGGACAUCAGCAGGAACUGCACACCUGGCUGCCAGUGUCCACAUGGGACAAUUCACCAGGUUGGUAGUCUACCUAGACACAAACAUGUAUACACAUAUACAGACACAGAGAUGGCAUCCAGAUUUUUGAUGGUACUUCAUAUUUGCAGGAUGGUGUGUGUGUGCUGGAGUCUGACUGUCGCUGUGACGUUGGUGGAAAGCGGUACAAACCAGGAGACACUGUGCCCACAGAGUGCAACAACUGGUGAGUAAAACUUAAUUACUGAACAGCUACAUUAACACAAAUUAUUUUUACUCCAUUGCCGUGAAAAUUUUCCUGGUUAUGACUCGCAAAGUAGGGUUGAAUUAUCAUUUAAUUUGUGUGUUUUUUUUGUAUUUCAGUACAUGUGAAGCUGGGAGGCUGGUUAACUGCUCCCAAGUCAGCUGCAGUGGUAGGAAUUGUGUCAUUAAAUUUACCACUAAUGCUCUCAUUCAUUUUUGUUAUAUCGUUCAAAUUGUUCAUGCUGAUAAACACUGAUUUACAGGUUAAAUUAAAGCUAGGUAAAGGUUUCGACAUCAUAACAAAAUACAGAGACAGUAAAGUUACAAAAAAAUAAUAAAAAUUUCCCUCGGCAGUAAAAUUUGUUUUGCUUUAUAAUACUGAAGGCAAAUAGCCCAGGUUCAGUCCCAACCCACACCCCUAUAUCACAUGUAAUUUCCCUGUCUCCCCAGUUCAAUAUUGAACACUUCAAGCCAGGUGAACUGGAAUUGAACCCCAGUAUUUAAAGAAACAGGCUUUAAUGAUGAAAAACAACACAGAAAUAUUAUUAAAAACAUGCCAGACUGUCUCCUUUUAAUCAUCACUUCCACAUUUUCUCGUUCUGUGUCUCUACACACAAACACCGACUCCUCACAGUUGAUGGCCAUUGGUCAGCUUGGACUCCAUGGGGUCAGUGUUCAGUGUCAUGCGGAGCGGGACUUCAGUCUCGAUACCGGUUCUGCUCCAGCCCACAGCGCUCUGGCAGCGGUGUACCCUGUCUGGGCCCUCACCGAGAGGAUCAAGUCUGUAUUAACACCCCAUGUGACAGUGAGUUUUUUUCUUUCUCCCAAAAACAAAUUCAAUGACAAACACAGCCUGUAGAGGUACUGAACAGAUGAUGUUUGGAGGGAUGAGAGUUGCCACAAGUUGACAUUUCUGUGAUAUUUCAGUAAAAAAAAAUGUAAUUUUUUGAUUAAUGGAGCCAAACUGGAUCAGUUUAUCUUCAUUUCUGUCCCUAAGUCAUGUCCUGUCCUUUCUCACUUGUGUGUGUUUGAGGCUGUCUCUUGUUGUGCAACUUUACCCCAACAGAUGUCACUCUCUUUUUUAAAUCAGUGUCAAUUUCUGGCCUUUUAAAGGGGAUGGUGGUUGGGGUCAGUGGAGUGACUGGACAGACUGUACCAAGUCAUGUGGUGGGGGUGUUCGGAGCAGAAGGAGAGAGUGUGAUAGUCCCAGUCCUGAGGGGGACGGGAACUACUGUGAGGGGCUGAGAACUGAAGUCAAAGCCUGCAACACUGCCCACUGUCCAGGUACACUCACUGAGUGUGGUCAUCCUUAAUAAGGGUGUGAAUGUGUUUGUUUUUGAGUUAAUAUGUGCACAAAGAAGUAUUAAAGCAAACAUGAUUCCAUAUCAGUCUUUUUACAUUAGUCAUUUUGUGUGUGUCUGCAGUGGCCCCGUGUUUACUGGUCCCUGGCACAGUAUUCAGUAGCUGUGGUCCUUCAUGCCCUCGCUCCUGCGAAGACUUGGCUGUGCGUAUCACACCAAACUGACUUCUAUGACUCCUCUUUCCACUUAUGACCGUUACCAAAACAUUACUGUGGAGAUAACAACGAAUAACCUUUGUGAUAAUGGAGGAGUUUUCUUUGUGUUUCAGCACUGUGAGUGGCAAUGUGAGCCGGGCUGCUACUGCACAGGGGGAAAAGUCCUGUCUGCUAACGGGACUGUCUGUGUAGAGAAAGAGGACUGUCCCUGUCUGGACCUCAGCACUGGACACACACUAGAGCCAGGGGAGACCACUGAAGCUCCUGAUGGAUGUAACAACUGGUCAGAAUAAUAAAAAUACAUGGAGAACAGUCUGUACAUAAAAGGAAAGAGAAAAACAGGACAGGAAGAUGAUGAUGUUUUUGUCUCUUUUUGUCAGUACCUGUGUGGGUGGGAGGCUGAACUGUACCAGAAACACCUGUCCAGGUGAGCCAGACCCAAGGUUACAGUAGUUCAGAUCUUGUCAGCCUUAACUUGCUUCACCUUUUUAUCAAUUCCUAUUUAGUUUGAAUUGUUUUUAAAGCUGGUUUGUUAGUUUGUUAGUUUAGUUUAGUUGAGUUUAGGCUUUACAUUUUUUGUUUAACUUAGUUUCAGUUUUCAUUCAUUCAGUUAUAAACACUCAUAAAUGUUCAUAAUACUUUAUAGCAAAAAUCAAAACACAUUAUAAAGCAUUUUAUCAUGACUUACAAGGUCAGGUAUUGUAAUGUAUUAUGUUUAUUGUUAUAAAGCCUUGUGAUAAUUAAUGAGUGUUUAUAAUGAUAGUUACACAAGUUGAUAAGCAAAUUAUAACACAUCAUAAAUAUAUGUUUAAUGCAUUAUCUAUGUGGGCAUUGUCAGUGAGUUGUUUACAGUUAUCACACAUUAUAUAACCUGACCUUGUAAGUCAUGAUAAAAUGCUUUAUAAUGUGUUAUGACUAUUGCUAUAAAGCAUUAUGAACAUUUACGAGUGUUUAUAACUAUACUUAUACAGUGCUAUAACAUGAUUAGAACACAUUAUACAUAUAUUUAUAAUUUGUUAUAGAGAUAGAUGUCAAGUAAAGUGUUUCCAAGUUUUGCACAACAAAAAACUCAAAACAUCAUACUGCUUAAAAAUGUAUUCAAAUCCAAAAUUUAAACCAACAAAGCCACCUUAAAGAUAUGGCUCAGUCAUUUAAUGUAAUUUAAAUUUAAUGUCAGAAAAUGAAAAAAAUGAAAAAGGGUGAAAUAACAAAGUUUCUCCAUGGCCAUGUUUUAGCUACUUUUAAAACACACAAUACGAAUUUCAGUGAGCUUUUGAGAGAAAGGCCUCCUAUAUUUCUAUUUCAUGGUACAAUAUUGCUUCACAUCAUGAUCUAUUGUUGAACAAUGUACAACAAAAGGCUUUUUUUGCUGUAAAUCCUAGCCGCAAACUGGAAAAGUACCAUAACAACCUGACUCAAAAGUGUUUGACAAAAGAGGGAGUGCACUUAAAACCCCACCAAGAGCUGUUUGAAGAAAAUAGAGCUAGUAAAGAGGAAAAGUAAAACAGGGACAAAAGACAACCAUAGAGGACAUCAACACUAUAAAUACUUAACGUUCAUUUAUUGAUCCUCAUGUGUUUCCAGUGUCUGGUGGCUGGUGUGAAUGGUCAGAGUGGACUCCGUGCUCAAGGACGUGUGGGGCAGAGUCUGUGUCUCGUUACAGGAGCUGUGGCUGUCCGGAGCCCAAAGCCGGAGGAGCAGCCUGCUCUGGAGAACAGGAAAUACAUGACGGGGUUGGAGUUCAAAUACAGAGACAGCCAUGCCCUGUCAUCACCUUCUGUCCAGGUAAACGCCAUCACUCAUCAUCAAAACCAUUGGCCAGUGUAAAUGAGGUUAUAUCUAGGGUGAAUAUGACUCCAAUGAACAUAUACUUUACAGUACAGGUGUCUCAAACAGGCACAACGUUUUGGUAUAAAGUCUUCACAUGAUGGCUCAAUAAAGUGGCAUUCUCAAAAAAUUUUUGAUAUGUACUUAUUGUCAUCGUCGUUUUAGAAGUCUUAUUUUCUUAUUAUUGAAAAGAGAAAAAUCUGUUCCUAUUAUCCCCCUUGAUUCAUGCUCCUUUUCAACUCCUACUUCCCACACUAUUACAUUAAAGCUCUUUAUAGCUCUUUGUUAAUUCACACUAAUUUUCUCUGUAGUCCAUGGUUCUUGGAGUCCCUGGUCAGCUUGGUCUGACUGUGAUGGGUGUGCAGGGUCAACUUCCCGCACCAGGCAGUGUAACAGUCCUCCUGCCAGAUUUGGCGGCCUGCCCUGUCUUGGUGAGAGCAGGCAGAGACGUGGUUGCCAUGACAACAUGACUGUUUGUACAGGUCAGUAUGAUAAAGUAUGUUAUAUCAGCUGUUGAUUUAUGUUAAGGCAGUCAUGUCUACCAAAGAGGAUUAGGGCCACAAGAAGAGAAAAAACUUACAAGAGGGAGAUUUUUUUCAUUUCCAUUUCAAGAUUGAAGUUGAAAUGAAAAAAAAUGAAAUUUUGACAUUAAAAUCAAAAUUUUGAUAUUAAAAAACCUGAAGUUACAUGAAAAAAGUCAAAAUUUUGACUUUAAUCCCAAAAUUUAAACUUUUUUAUCUUAAAAUUUCGACAUCAAUCACAACAUUUUGACAUUUUGUUAUCACAAAAUUUUGCCCUUUAUCUCGAAACUUCAAUUUUUUGUCUCGAGAUUUCUACUUUAUUGACAUUGUUUCAUUUUUCUAAUCUUAUUUUUUAACUUAAGUCUCCUUACUGUAAUUAUUUUUUUUCUCUCCAUGUGGCCCUAAACGUCUUUCGUACAUAUCUGACUUCAUGACUGUAGAAAAAGGAUGAAAUUUGACUUUUUGUCUAAAUGUGUCAACAAAUGAAGAAAAUUCAUAGAAUUGAGAAAAUAGCUGAACUGAUCAAACUAAACAGACGGUGACAUCUAUUGAGAUUUUUUUUUUAUCUGCAACCGGAGGUAAAGCAUGGUAGAUAGAAAACCCUCUACUUGACUGCAGAAAGGCAUGACUCAGCUGCCUGUUAGGGAAUGAUUAAUGAACUGUGGUUGACCUAUUUCCACCUUCUCAUGUUCCUGUACAUGCCCAACUCCCACAGGAUGACCACAGGGAUUACUGACAAAUUAGAAGGUGACAACUGUCAACACAGCUGGGAUGCACUGUCAGGGUUACACACACUUAAGACAAAAAUGUUCAGCAGAAUCAAUCAAGCGCUUAUCAUCAAUCAUCCAUCUCAGGGAUCCAAUUUGGUCAUUUGCACAUGGCCAUGAAGCUCUUUCUUCACAACCUUGAUACAGUAGUACCUCUAAUUUGUUCACUAGAGGUCACCCCCAGUUCAGGGACUAUUCUUUUGUGUCGCUGUGUAGUCUGUCUACAUCAAAAUGUGCUCUCACAUUUCUUACAAGUACUCUCUAAUAUAACACCAGACCAUCAGCCUUAGGUCUUAGCUUUAUACUUUAUUCUCUCUAAAAUGUACAUCCUGCUGCGUUCUGCAGACUGCGGCGGGGGCCAAGAAGAAUGGCCUUGUGGGAAGAUCUGUCCUCGUUCCUGUUCGGAUCUCCAUGGUGACACAGAGUGCUUGGACUCCCCUGGGUGUCAGCAGACCUGCGGUUGUCCGGGUGAUAUGGUUCUGCAGGAUGGAGUGUGUGUGACCAGGGAGGAGUGCCGCUGCAAAUACCACAAUACCUCUGCUACUGGUCAGACCUGUGUUGGUUUAUGAGAAAACUGCUUAUAGAAGAGUGGAGUGAGAAGAGUUUGGUCUAAUCAGUAGAUGUCUGCUCUCAUACAGAUAUGACAUUCGGUGGACUGGACUCCACAAAUGCAUCAUGGGUGUGGCCUGGUGAAUCUGACUGGCAGUUUGCAAAUCCAGGGGACAGCAUCAUCAGUGACUGCAAAAACUGGUACAGCACUGAAGAGCUCCAGAAGAAUUCUAUGAUUGCAAUAGUUAAAAUGUGUAAUGUAUUCACUGGCCUUCUCACUUUUCUCCAGUUCAUGCGAUGCUGGGGUACUGCAGUGUCAGUCUGUCCCCGGUUGUCAUGUUGACGGUGGCUGGAGCCAAUGGGGGCCCUGGACUGUAUGCUCACUUCCUUGUGGAGGAGGAGUCAAGUUCAGGAGGCGCCACUGUAACAACCCAUCGCCUCAGAGUGGUGGGAGGGGCUGCCUCGGGGUUGCUGAACAGCAGAAAGACUGCAACAUACACCUGUGCACAGGUAGUGUCUGAGUCACCCUACCUAAGCAAACUAAUACCAGAAAAACAGCCUUUCUUUCUGUUUUCCUAGAAUCCAAAAAAGAUUCCCAAGUGGUUCUUGUAAAAACAUGAAGCCUGUCUGCCUUUUAGUAAAUUCAGUUCGUUAUUCCCUUCAUGAAUCUUUGUCUCACGUCUCAUUAAUAUUUCUGGCGCAGACUCUGUGGGUCCAUGGCUCCCCUGGUCUCAGUGGUCUGUGUGUUCUGUCAGCUGUGGAGGAGGACAACAGUCCCGCUCUCGUCUUUGCAGCUCUCAACCCUGCAGUGGCCUGAGCCGCCAGAGCAAGACCUGCAACACCCAGGUCUGCCUUGGUAAGUUCCUUUUUUUCCCCCUUCAGACUGUUUUUGAGUAUUUUGAAUUUGUGUCUUUUUACUGACAUCAUGUUUUCUAUCACACAGAGGUGGGUUGCCCUCCUGGCAGGCUGUACAGGGAGUGUGAACGAGGUGAAGGCUGCCCGUUCAGCUGUGCUCAGGUCAGCGGCAGGGAAGGGUGUUACUCAGAUGGCUGUGAGGAAGGGUGCCACUGUCCUCCGAACACUUACCAACACCAAGGAGCGUGCCUUCAGGUGAGUUUUCAACCGCUUCAGCAACAGAAGCAUCCUGGUCAAUAGAUGGGAAUUAUGCCUACAUUAAUGCUUGCAAUUCUAAAGAAGGAUUGUUUUUAUUCAGGUUAAUACUUUUUAAAAUAAUGUCAAAAAAGCAGAGGUGAUCAAUUCAUUUCAAAGUUUCUCAUUCUAAGUUGAAGUGAUGGAUCUGAUGUUAUUCUAAUGUCCUUUUUCAGGAGUGCCCGUGUCUGGUGGACAAAGAGUUUCUCGCCUCUCUGCGGAGUGUUUCCAUAACACCGAUCUCAUCUCUGCUCCUCUAUAACAUCUCUGAGGGAGUGGAACUUCAACCUGGAGACACUGUGGUCCAUGACUGCAGCACUUGGUGAGAAACAUAUCAACAGGAAUCUUUUGAGUUCAGAUAUCAUUAAUGCAUUUUAAAAAAGGAAUUGAAUGAUUUGAUAGUGAUGUAUAACUUAACUAUUUUAUCCAUUCAUAAUCCUUGCUUUCUCGGCCAGACUUUUCACUCUUCCUCCUCUUUGUUCCCUUCAGUGGCUGUGAACAUGGCAGGUGGAACUGUUCCUUGGUGCAUUGCCCAGUUGAUGGGGGUCUCUCACCCUGGGGCCCCUGGAGCUCCUGCUCUCUGUCCUGUGGAGGUCUGGGACUGAAAACUCGCUCCAGGGGCUGCACACAGCCUGCACCAGCUCAUGGAGGGAGAGACUGCAAGGGGCCACGCCAGGAAACCACCUACUGCCAGGCCCCAGACUGCCCAGGUAAAGGAACUAGUUUAGUUCCUAUUGUAUUUGAUGGAGGCAUUAAAGAGAAAUGGUUUGAUGAAGCAAAACUAUAUGUAAUAAUCAAGUCAUAUCAUGUACAUUUUAUACUUAUUUAUUGAGGUUUUGCUGAUUUUAGUUUUUGUUUUUGUCGACAGUCAUUGUUGGUCCUACAGAUGAACCACUUGUACCAGGUAAACUAUACCUUCUUACAAAUUUUCAGCUAUACUCUUCCUAACUGCUAACCCUUUGAUAGCAGUCGCUUCAUUCUCCUGUAAAGUUAUUUCUAAAUGAGUAAGAGGUGCAUAACAUAGAAUUAUGGAAGCUAAAAAGAGCAAGAUAGAAAAGAUUCUCUGAAGUGCCCCUAAAAUUGUUUUAUCUCCAGACUUAGAAGUAAAAGACAGAAAAGUUUUUUGCAGGAUCAAGUAUUAAGUUCAUUUUUCUUUCUUUGUCAGCAUAAAUGAAACAAAAAAAGAGUCAAGUAAUAUCAGACAUUCAAUUAAUUUACAGAAACAGCUGAUCAAGGUUUUAUCCGUCUGUGCGAGUAGGAGGAAAAACUAAUCAUAAUGGUUCAAAAAAAAAAAUCACUAUCAUUUGUUGAUAAAAUCUAUUUUCCACACUUCUCAGAGCUCUCAGGAUUUUGUGAUUUAAAUUUCUUAAUUAAAAAGAAAACUGUGUUAUUCCCUGUACGCUGAAGAAUUUCGAUCAUUCUUGCCUGUCUCUCCUGCUAUCAUCAUUAGAUGAAGACGCCGGCUUCUCUCCCUGGUCAUUAUGGAGUCCCUGCACUAAGACAUGCACCGACGCUCUCAGCCCAGCCAUGAAAUCCCGACACAGACAGUGUAUCAAACCUCCCUGCUCUGGAAGCUCCCACCAAGAGAAGGCCUGUAAUCUGCCACAGUGCUCAGGUACCACCUCUCACACUCUUCUUCUUUACUGCUUUCAGAGUUGGUCAGAGAAAGUCGAUCCUCCUUGUUCUUGGAGAGCAUUUUCAGUGAGUGGUUUUGAGAUUUUAGAAAAAAACAAACUAUCAGUACUUGAGUUAUCUGUCAUUGAUUAUUUUAGUUUUGCAGUUUUGAAUGAAAUGGCCGUGUGAGCGUAGAGUAAGGCACCAUUCAAACACUGAGACAGAAAGACCACAAAAUAUGUUUUUCUGACUGCUUAUGUUAGAAAUCAGAGGAAGCUUCCGGCAGCUUUUCAGAGCCUGUGUGUCUGAGUACAAUAAUUAUCAGUCCAUUCAAAAAUCUCAUCAAAAACUGAGUUUCAAUCAAACAUCUUUGCUUUGGUGUUCAGGAUUAUUUGUAUUCAGACUAAGUUUGUUAUUUUCCUUUGUGCUUAUCUCAGAGACGACAGAACAAAUGUUGAAGUGGGAUUGUUUUUUUUAUUUGGAAAUGAAAAAGAUCAGUAUGAGCGAGCAUGCAUUGUUGAGAAUACAGUGAGGUUUGCUUUGCAGGAUUUCAUUCAUUAAUUUAAACGAGACACAGCUGCCUGCCUUCAUCACGAGUUCUUAAUUCCAUCAAAAGGUGUUAUCACAUUGCACAGACAGGAAUACGAUUAUUGCAAAACAAUAAUCUACCAGGUUUGUGUGAGUGUUUGUUUAAGCUGUGUGUUUCUGUUUGUACAUGCAUCAAAAUAGCACAGCAGAGAGACAAUAGAAGUACUGAAUAAUAUCCUCACUUUAACAUCUAGGCCCUUAUUCUGCCUUCAGCGAGCCUGAAUAAACUGUUGAUCUAAUGUAGCUGUGUUGUAAGGGGCUCUGUGUACAGCAGAUGCUUAAAUGAAUGAAAACUUCAGCAAUACUCCGAUUGUAAACAAAUUAUUUUUCAGUAAUUGUGAACUCAAGAUUUAGUUUUAAGGAGCAUAGGGGGAUACCUGCAAAAAUGACUACAAACAGCUGUUUGAUGUCUUUCGUUACCAGAUGGAGGUGAGGGGUGUACAGGAGCUGACUGUGCAAAGAGAAACUGUUCCUGGACAGACUGGGGGGAGUGGAGCACUUGUUCAAGAUCCUGUGGCGUGGGCCAACAGCAAAGGAUCCGAACGUUUCUCAGCCCGGGAACCAAAGGCUCCUGGUGUGCAGACAUCCUGGGUGGGAACCUGGAGCAUCGCUUCUGUAACAUCAAGCCCUGCAGAGGUCAGCUGAUGGAUGGAAUGUUUCUGGAUCUCCAGUUUUCAAGUGAACAUCUGUAAAAAUGUCAUGUGUGUUACUGGACAUCUUAUCAGUUCCUGCCUGCAGGGAUUUUCAGGCUUGAAGGUCUAAGUUUUCAAGGUGUUUCACUUGCCUCCUAGGACUUAUGGCUGUGUAGUAAUGUUGCAAAAGCCAUAAAAAUCCUCCUGCACCAGAAGCCACAAAGUUACAGAACUUUUUUGGCCUCAAACCUGUUUAUCUCCCACAUUAUUUCCACAUAAUUGUAUUUACUGAUAGGCCACAUAAUUUUAUGAAGCUCUAACUUACAGAGUAAAAUGCUCCAUGAGGUAGGACAGAUUUAUCCAUAAAGCACAUUUUCAGACAUAAAGGCAACUCAGUUUUCUUCACAGCAGUGAAAGAGACUUCCAAGGGUAAAAAAAAUAGAUGCCCAAAUAAACAGAGAAUGGAAACAUUUAAAGGCAGAGCACAAAAGUUCAUACAAAAGGAGAAUAAAGUAAUUUUCAAGCAAUAUUAAAGAAAUAAAGAAAGUUGAGACACAUAAAUACCAGUGCUGAGCAGCAGGAGCAACUUCAACUACAGUAAAGUAAAACUAAAGUGCUGUCUGUGGAGAACAUUCAAAGACAGAUGCAGGCUGAAAUGCCUUUACCUGGAUUUUAAAUGUUUUCAUUAUAAUCUAACAGUUUACAGGCACAUUCAGUGCUUUAAAAAACCCCACAAAUGAUUUUAACUCAGAGCUCCUCUCUCGAGGGUUCAGGUAAGGAUACUCCUGGUGGUUUUCCCUUGGUAUUAUGAUUACAGUGGAAGAAGUAGGCUGAGUAGACAUUGAAAACAAGGUCAGGUCUUUACUGCAAAAUAAAGGCUCUGAUACAAAAUGUCUCGCUGUACCAGUCUAUGAACCCCAAGCAGAUUAUAGGCUCAAACCAGAUUCCAGUGAACCAGAGUAAUUAAAAAAAACAGGAAUGAAAAAUGUUAAAACACAAAGACAAUCUGGCAGACAAGCAGAGAACACAUGGGAGUGGAAUAUAGGAUUUAGGGUUGGCAAAAACAGCAGCAGGUAAGUAUUUAGGGGCUGAUGUGGAUAAGGAAGAGGUGGAGGAGACACAGAGCAAAGACUGAGAGAAGAAGUAAAAAAGUUAAUACUGAACUUAAUACCCUGUUAACUUCAAUUAUAUUAUGCUUUUAUAUGAAUGCAACAACCACAAAGAAGCAGUGACAUGGAAAUCCGGUGGGCCUGAAGCCCAACUCAAACAGUUGUGUCUAUUGAGUCGAUUACCAUCAAUUAUUCAAAUGCAUUACAAAACCAUGAGUUACAUGAUGGAAGAUACUGGCUUAGAGUUAGGACAUUAAACUAGAAUAAUAUGCAUAGUUAAAGUGUAUGUUUUAGCGUGGUAAAAACAUGUUUGUUUGUGUCUUAAUGCCCAAGUGGACGGAGGCUGGUCUCGCUGGAGUCCCUGGUCCCGCUGUGAUAAACGCUGUGGUGGGGGGCGCUCCAUACGCACCCGGUCCUGUUCUAGCCCCCCACCUAAAAAUGGUGGAAAGAAGUGCGAAGGAGAGAAGAACCAGGUCAAACCGUGCAACACCAAACCCUGUGGUGAGACACAAGCAUGGUUAAAAACACAGCUGUGUUGUUGUGCAUUUGUAAGAAAGGCCAAGAGAUCAGCAAAAUCUAGUUUUACUAGAAAAAGGCUUUGUGUCUGAAAAUUCAGCCCAGCCUGCGCCCAGCACUCAUGGUGAGGCGCCUUGUGCCUGCAGCAUUAUUGAAAAAUUCCUGACCUUCUCUUUGUGUUUUGUCAGAUGAAAAAGGGUGCCCACCGGGCCAGGAGUUCGUCUUGUGUGCCAACCAGUGUCCACAGCGCUGCGCAGACCUCCAGCAGGGCAUUGAGUGCCAGGGCAACACAGAAUGUCAGCCCGGCUGUCGCUGCCCUAAAGGCACUGAUGCUUCUAUCAUUUUAUUAACAGAUAAGCCUGUGUGUGUGUGUGUGCGUGCGCGUGCGUGUGUGUGUUUGUCUGCUUAUCUCAGUGAUUCUUCCCUCAAGGUUCCUUUCCUCAUGGUAUUCACAAGAUAAGCACAACAUAGAAGUUUGUGUACCAGCCUGUUUGCACCAGCUGUAUCUGAAGGCCAUGGAAAGCCUUGGUGCUGUGAAGCCUCAAUCUUCAGUAGAAAGUUUUGAUCACUAAUACCACUAAAAUAACCUUUUAACUAUCCUAGUUACCUAUAGGACUGAUUCACUGAAACUCUUUUCUAUAAAGAUAAAUCUCAAAUGAUUCUCAGGUUUUGUUAUUGUAAUAUCCGGACUAACUUUGGACCAGCAGCAGCAGCAGCAGCAGUGUGACAGCAGCCAUGUAGAAAGCCUGUGUCUGUUUAUUGAAGUUUCACAUUGUUUAAAUAACUCUCAUGUGUGUCCAGGCCAGUUGCAGCAGGAUGGAGUAUGUGUGCAGCUGUGGCAGUGUGACUGUGUGGACUCACUCGGACAGAUUUGGGCUGCAGGCAGCUGGCACCAGGUGGACUGCAACAACUGCAGCUGCUCUGACGGGCGGCUCUCCUGCACCAAUCACACCUGCCAGCCCACCUGUGUUUGGAGUUCCUGGUCCAGUUGGGCAUCAUGCAGCGUUUCCUGUGGGCGGGGCCAAAGAACCAGAUACAGGUGAGCAGAGAUGAAACUCACAGAAAGUUAUCAUGAUGCAUUCCUGCUAUUUAUUCAGUCUGUAAACUGGUGUUGAUUUCUGCGGAUUGAGAGACAUUUGUUUUAGGAAUCAAUAAAAUGCAUGUAUUUUAUAGGUCCCUAAUCCCAGAGAGUGAAGGAACAGAGUGCCAGUUUGAGGAAGUUCAGCAUAAAUCUUGUGACCCAGGACCUUGCCCACCUCUCUGUCUCCAUGACAACCGGGAGCUCAACGUUGGAGACACUUGGCUGCAGGGCGAGUGUAAACAAUGGUGAGAUGCAUGCACACAAUCACAGGGGAAAAUACCACUUUGAUGUCCAAGGUGAGUAUUUAGCUUUUCGGCACUUUCUGAAUUUGUUCAUUCAUCCUAGCACCUGCACACCAGAGGGACAUUACUGCCAAGACAUUGACUGCAGAGGUGAGUCAAUGCAUUUAUAUUAGAAGGUAAAUUUGCAGCUUUUUUCGUAUGUAAUUUUGUUUCUUUUUUGUUGUUGUUGUUAAAAACUUGACUUGCAUGCAUUCAAGUUGCCCUGAAAGAUAACUGUCUUUUUAUGUGUGUUGUAUUCAGUGGAUGGUGGUUGGACUCCAUGGUCAGUGUGGUCUGACUGCUCAGUUACAUGUGGCCGGGGGACACAGGUUCGAACUCACGCCUGCAUUAAUCCUCCUCCAAGAAACAACGGGUCACAGUGCAGUGGCCCAGAGAGAGAAACGCAGGACUGUCACACUCCACCCUGUCUAGGUUUGUGUAGUCGUGUCACACCAUAUUCAUGUUUACGUCAAAGUUAGGCGUAAAACAGCAAAUCAUUUCCACUUAUGUGUGUGUGAUCUUGAAAGAACAUCAGCACAUCAGGACCAUUAAGUGGCCUGCUCAGAUCAUAGUGGCUCUCUUGUCUACAGAUGACCUAUGCCCCUGGUCUCCAUGGUCACCCUGUUCACAGAGCUGCGGUGCAGGUUCUGUGUCAAGGAGGAGAGUGUGUGUGUGUGAGGAAGGAGGAGAUGCGGCGUGUCCAGCUGAGAUUGAAGCAGAGAGGAACAAAGAGGAGACUCAGCUGUGUUACGAGCGGCCCUGCUCAGGUAAAAAAAAACAACAAAAUUAAGAAUCAUGUGCAGCACAUUUUACAAAAAAAUAAACAAAUUGAAUUUAUGUGAGUUUUUUUGUUGGCUUUACUUUUUCAAGGCAGUUUGAGUUAUCUUCAUGCAACUACUCUGAAAUCUUCCCCAGAGGAGUUGGCUUGAGUUCAGCUCUGCCCAGCAUGAUAUAAUCUACAGUUAGAAUAAGAUUGUUUUCUGAGUAGAUUCUCCCCCACAACGUUAACACAGGUGCUAAACUGAGCCCACUGUGUAUAUCAACACGCAUUCCUUGAAUUAUUUAUCUUUUUUCUUACUGCAGAAAUCCAUGGAAGUAUUUUUGCAUUCUUCACUGGGGUUUUAAUGAAUGCUUGGUUUUAACUGUGGGUAGGAUUUACUGUUCUCAGUUUAUAGAGUUAUUGAAGAUCGUGAUGAAAAACCUGAGUCCCUGAGGUUGGAUUGGUAGUAAAUGUAAAACAGGAUUAUGAAUUUUUGAUGCACUACUAGACCCUUUUAAAGCAGAUAAACUAAACAAUAGACUCGCAAGGGAAAGCUCAGGGUCUUACGAGUUUAACUAAAGCUUCAAAAUUUCUACUAAGUGAAUGACAAAUGACAUUUUGUGGUUGUGUAAAUCUGCCUCCAGCACUGAAUGGUUGAUUUGUUUUCUCUGGCAGGCUGUCCCAUGUCACAGUGGAGUGUUUGGUCUCGGUGUUCCUGUGAGUCUCAGAAGCAGCAGCGCUACCGUGUAGCUCUCUCACCGGCCACUAGGGGGCAACAGUGCACUCCUGUUGAAACACAGAGCAGACCAUGCAGUCUGAGUCAAUGUGAUAGUAAGUUGAAAACAUGCAAAAUACUGACAUAAAGUUGUAAUUUAUCAAAUUUAUUACAUAUUUUACACACUUCGUGUCUGGCCUGUUUCUCCUGUGCUUGUAGAUUGUGAAGCCCCAUUCGUCUACUCAGCAUGUGGCGCUCCCUGUGAGAAGCAGUGUGCGCUGCAAGGCCACCAGGAUCAGUGUUUAGGUGUCAGGGAGUGUACACCUGGCUGCUACUGCCCAGAGGUAAACAAGAUUAUGAGGCCUUGUUCUUUGUGUAAAGCAUAAAUUCUAUUCAGAUAAACACACACAGUCCCUUGUUUACUAUCGGAAAUAAUAACCCAUAACCAUGAUGCAAUGCUGUCAAAACCUGAAGUCAUGUUUUCACUUGUCAUGAUGGUGGAAACCAAAAAUGAAUGUGACUGUUGCUGAAAUCCUGACAGCUUGAGAAAUGAUAAAUUCUGGUUUAUUUUACGAAACAAAUGAAAAUUUAUGUAUGAUCUGUAUCAUUUUUCACACAAAAAUAGUUACAAAUAUCACUUGUUUAAUAUGAAAUCUUAACUCUCAACCUGAAAACAAAUCAACGAUAUCAGAGACUCUCAAGUAGAAAGCUGGGAAAUCAAAGUGUUUUGUGUUUAAAACCCUUAUCUAGAUCAGAUCCAACCAAUUUUCUUCAGGUUAAUUGGAGUGUCCGACAGACUUCGGAUAAUCAAAUUGAUCUUGCUUUUUAAGGAACCAUUAAAAAGUCAAAAUAAGUCCAUUUGAAUUCCAAAUUGAAGUCAUCUAAUGGGGAAAAUAUCUAGAGAAAUGACUGCAUGCAUCCUGGAGACACAGUACAUUUGCUUCAAUUAUACAGAUUUACAACAAGCAGCUGACAUUUUAACUGUGUAAUCUGCAUACUGCUAGACUUGUGUUUUUGCAUGAGACCAGAGUAAAUAUUCCCUGGUAUGAAUCUCAAGAGUGGAAUAAGCGAUAUAACACUGUUGUUAAUACAUCACUAUGACAUGAGUAGCAAUGACAUUUUUAUAAUGUUGUUUGGCCCCGUUUGGAAGUUUUAAGCUUUGAGUUAUUGCAAAAAAACUGAAAAACUCUUUCUGAUAGAUAGAUGAUACGCCUACACAGCAGCAGAGAGGGUAAAUCAAAUGAAAUAUGGAGCACAAAGCACUACACCAGAGGUGCAGAGCACAAGGGUUACAAGGAAAAUUUCAUCAAAACACCUAAAAUUACUUUUUUCUGUUCCAUUGCACACUUAAACCUCCGAAGUCUGUUUUCUUUUGGGUCACUAUGGGAAAGUAAAAGCAAAGUUAGAAUUUGUAACAUUGACAUUUCAUCACUUUUAGGUUAGCUUGGAGAACUUAUUACCAAAUAUUUGCUUAUUUUCACUGAUAAAACCAUGAAAAUAAACCAUGGAUAGAAAAUGUUAUCAAUCAUUUCAAAAUACACCCCCAGGCAACUUCAAGAGACAAACUUAUUCAUGUAUUUUUUUUUACCUCCCGUAGUAAAAGUAAGUUGAACUAAAUCAAAAACUUCAACACCAGUUCUUGAUUUUUUAUGAUCUAUUCUUUACCCCUCCAGGGUCUGCUGCAGCAGAACGGCACCUGUGUUCCUCAAGAGCAGUGUGGCUGUGUCCACCUGCAGCACCAAGCUUCAGGACAACCACCCACACCUGUCAUCAUCCCACAGGGAGGCACAGUUACUAUAGGCUGCAGUACUUGGUAUGAAAAAAUAUGAACUGUUAGGUUAACGCUUUUAGAGCCCGAGUACGUAGCGGCGAUGAGGCCACAACAUGUCAAAAACUCUAUACGUUUUGAUAUUUUGUCUGUAUGGUGCAUGUGUUUGCUAAAAAUGACUUCAUUGUGCACCCUAGAAUCUUUCAAAAAGAGGGUCUCACACACAGGGGUGUCUUGAUAUCGACUGCAUGAAUAUAUCAUACCAAGACCUGCAAAAAAACUUAUAGUGUUGUACCCUAAACCCAAAAAGAAGUGCACUAUCUUGAUUUGAAUGUCCUUUUGGGGUGAUUUUCAGAUGUCAUAUUUAAGUUAACUUGUCCAAAGAGUUUCCAAUCAGCUCUGUGCAUUUAAGACACUUAAAUGAUGAUGAAAUAUGAAAGCCACAAGGCAAAACUUUGAUACUUCGCCAUCAAACAGGGCAUUGUUUUAAGUCCUUCGUAAAGUCGGCUCCAAAUUUCAAAUAUAUGACAAGGGUCUUCUUCUGAAAUCAUCUAUAUAUCUAUAUGCUGAUUUUUCAACUAUAGGGAUCCCACCCCACCCCCACCCCCAUUGGAAAUACAUGAUUGUCACAUUUGUUAACAGUCCUAGCCUUAAUGUAUCUCCAUCUACAAUUCAGCCAGUAAUCGCACCACCACACUUUGAAUUGGCUUUAAUUGUAACUGUUUAAUCAAUGUACAGACAUGGACACACAUCAACAUGUUCAAGGGUCCUGUCUUUGCCUCUUUCAGCUUUGCUUUGAAUACAAGUCCAACCCACACAACAGAACAAUCAACAAUUUCAUCAGAAAUAUAAAAUUCUUCAGAAAAAAAAAAUGAGUCAUCAUAAAUCUCAGAGCACAACUAUUUGAUUGCUUUCAAGACUCACUUGUAUACUGAAUCACUUUGACAGUAACUACAUGCACUAUUGGACUUUUUGCACGGUCACUGCUGUAAGUUUAGCCUCUGUGCUUCAUCUUCACCAUUCUCCUCUAUAUUUCCUUGUAUCGGCUUAUUUUCCUCCUGCUUAUUUGGGAUUUGUCACUCAGUUUUAUGAGUUGUAAUUCUUUUGUUUGGCUGUUUUAUCUUCCAGCCUUUGCCACGAUGGGAUUUUGCAGUGUGACACGAGAGAGUGUGAAGGUACAAUAAUGUGGAGAAGAGAUUAAUCUAAAAUGCUCCAGCUAGAAAACACGGCACAUCAUCCUGUUCUUCUGCUCACUCUUUACCUUCUUUUCCCCCAGUCAUCCUCAGCGAGUGGUCACAGUGGACUCCAUGUUCCCCCUGUGUGCCCUCUUCUUCCCUGCAAAUCGACUCCCAAUCAGGACUCAUGAGCGGCAGUGAGAUGGUGUCAAUUCAGAGGCGUUUCCGGGCUUGCUUGGACCUUGACUCAGGUUAUCCAGUCUCCAAAGAAGAGGAAGAGAACCAAUGUCCUGGACCACUGAUGGAGGAGAGGCCUUGUCCGGAUGUUAACAUCUGCAGAGGUGAUAGUUUUUAUCCAACCUGACAAAAAGAGAUUUACUCUGAACCAAGACAGCCCUUUAUUUUGGUCCAGAAAUGAAGUCUCCUCCUUUGUCGGCUCUUGUUAAGCUUCAGUUGUUCCUUUCACUUGAGAGUGAAGGAAAGUAAUGAACGAGUCAGUUUCGAUUCACCCAAGUUUCACUCGACAUGUUGCGACCGUUUGACACUUUGCUCCUAUCAUCAGAGUGUAAACCGACAAUGCCAUGACCUAUUCAGAGCUGGACAAGCAUGGCAGCUUUGAAAAAUAAAUAACAGACUGGGUCAGACAGAGUCUGUGGUGCCAAAGUGGUUCCCGAAUGUCUCUCUCUCUCUGCACAGGAGGGAAAUACUCUGUGCCAAAAUUCAAGUGGAAAACAAUGCUAGGCACAUUUGUUUGGGUUGUAAUUCUUGUAAUUCACUCUAUCAAUGCAAAUGAUUGAUAUAAGACAAAAGACAUGAAUACAAUUAGUACAAAACACAAGCUGGUACGACUAAAAAAAUAGUUUUAAUGAAAUGCAAUCACAGUACAAACUACAGGCAGUUACAGCACAGUGAGAGGUGUUCUCAAUUACAUUUCAGAGUGUCAGCCGUAGAUUGAAGCUGAAUGCCGCCUGGAUUUAAUCUUGUAAUUGAUAAACAGACAUGUUUCAAAAGAACCACAUGCUGUACAACACAGCAACAAAUUAGUCCAAAACCAUCCAGUGAAAAAAGUCGUCUUUUUCUUGCACAGCCACAAUUUGAGCCUGAGAUUGGGACUUAAAUGGGGCUUUUUCAGCUAAGCUCUAAAAUAGUUGGAGCUUUCUGAGUGACUUUAAAGAGAGACUUGUUAAGGAACAUCUCCAGUUGCUGUGCCUUUUAAUGAGACGGAUAUUAAACUCAUCCUGAACAGUCUCGACAUUUGAAGAUUGUAUUGUUCCAUUAAAGUGGGUUUCAAACUUGAGCAUGAGUGCUACACCGUAGUGCAAAGUUAUUUAGUGCCUCUAGUUUCUGGAGGAAUUUAAAGUAACGUAAUUAUUGAUUUUUAGAGCAGGUGCUCAUUACUUUGAUCAGGCUGGAGUAAAUCUGGCAAUCAGCAGUACAUCCCUAUAAUUGGAUUGAAAAGUUUGUUGAUGUUAAAUCUGAAAAAGUUGUUUCAAGUUAAAUAGCAGUGUUUGGAAAACAGCAGGUAGGAGGGGAAUUCAUAAGUAUGUUUAAAUGAGUGUAUAAUCACUUGAAUAUAAACUACAUUUUAUUAUUGUUCAAUCAGAAUAAGUUUUUAUAUCUGCUCAGGAGCAGGUCCUUUUCUGCGGAGGCUGCCGCUUUACACUGUGGGUUUUCUUUAGGAGCACAGAACAGACCCACUAGUUGUGUUUGUAUUGAAUCAGUAGCUGUGGGAUAUGCACAGAAAAUCAAAAAGAAGAUAGUGGUUGUUGUUUGCAAAAGAAUUCUUAUCGAGAGACGUUUUUUUUGCAGUGUAUCACUGGAGCUUCUUGUCCACAAAAGCCAGAGAGUGAAAAGGGUGAGCUAGGGGUCAGUUCAAUCUAGAAACUGACUGCUAGAUGUGGCUUCAUAAACACUGUACCCUAAAAACCAUUUAUAUCAGGAGAGAACCAAGGCUUCACAUCCAGUUUAUUGGCAUAAUAAUUAUGUGGACAUAGCCAUAAAGGUGGGUUCUAGAUCUGUAUCUGUAUUUAUCUGAUCAUGUGUCAGAGCUGACAACCUUCACUUUUCUAAGAAAAAUGCUAUUAGACAUUGGUGCUGCCACCCUAUUCCUCUUUAUCCUCGAAAAUGGAAAAGUGCCUGAUUAAAAUGGGAAUUUGAUGUCUUUAGGGAUACAUAAAGCUGGUUAGAUUUGGUAUUCUGUGCCAACAGUAAAUGUUACUGAUCGUAUAUAUCUGUCAUCCCUUUAGUCCAUCUGUCCUUGUCAGAUAUGAGCUGGAUUGAAUGUCAAAUUAGUGAUGUCAUUAUUGUUUUUGUUGCAGAUUUCAAUUCAGUGACACUUAACAAAAGUUUUAUUAUCCCAAAUGAAUAAGAAGAACAAACUUUAACAUAGGAAUCACACAACUAGCUCGCUCAACUAGGCAUUUAAAGUCCAAAACCCAUAAAUGUUCUGUUGUUUUCAUUAACGAUGAUGAGCAGUAAAACCAUUACAGCCAUUAAAGCAGUCAUCAUCAUCAUAAUUACUGCUGUUAUAAUUAGGACAAGAAUAGAAUUGAUAGUGGUUAGAGUUAUUAUUUUACCUCUCCAGAUCUGUGUCAGUGGAGUGGAUGGAGUGCCUGGACAGCUUGUGCGGAGCCAUGCAGCGGUGGUGUCAGGCAGCGCUACAGAUGGCCCCUAGCCAUCCCUCCAGGACCAAAGUGUAGGAGCCAACAGACACAGAGCCAGAGCUGCAACACAGGACUCUGUCCAGGUAAGAUCCUUUGAAAACUCAAUUAACAUCACAUACUGUUAUGGACAAAGCAGUUGUUUCUGAAAGAUAGAAACAGCAACACUAUAAAGUUUAAACGACUAUGUUCAGGGUUCAAACAAGGUAUUUGAAAGAGGUUUGUUGCAUAUCAAAUAAGGAUGAGACUGUUCCUUAUUUUUAUGUAUGAAGUGCAGUAAGAAUUGAUUGUUCUUGUUUCCAAGGCGAGCGCUGUGAGGACAGGGGGCGGACUUACCAAGAGAGUUGUGCCAAUCAAUGUCCCCGCAGCUGUGCUGACUUAUGGGAGCAUGUGCAGUGUCUCCAAGGAGCCUGUCACCCAGGUGAUCUCUGACCUCUAAAAUAAGAUGUGGUUAAAAAAUAGUGUGUGAUUACAAGAUUGACUGAUAUAGCACCCGUUUCUGCAACUAUAUUUCUAUAUUUCUUUUCUUUGAUUUAUUAGGUUGUAGGUGUGAGGAGGGUCAGUUGUUGCAGGAUGGCCGCUGUGUGUCAGUGACAGAGUGUCGCUGUGGGAUCCCAUCAGGCAACGGGACACUCGAGUUCAACCCUAAGGAAGAACUCUCUGUGGACUGCAACACUUGGUGAGAACAGCGUCAUGUCAGUUUAACUCUGAAUCUGUUCUGGUCUGUUAUACCUGCACUUAGAUUUGCAUACUUUACCCAUCAAACCUCACCCCUCUUUGUAGUGUGUGUGAAAAUGGCACUCUGGUGUGCACCAAACUUCCCUGCCCUGUUUAUGAGCCCUGGAGCCCCUGGAGCUCAUGCUCAGCCUCCUGUGGUCCUGGACAGAGGACAAGGACACGUCUCUGCAACAACACAAAGGGUGGUCCUCCCUGUGGUGACACCAAGCAGACAGAGAGCUGUGAAGUAAUGCCAACGUGUCCAGGUUUGAUAUGGGACAAACACCCACAUGCACACUUAGAAAAUACGUUUUUUUUUUUGUUUGUUUGUUUGUUUUUUUUAGAAAAGUUCAGUUUGUGAAAAAGGCACAUUAAAAUUAAACGGUCUUUGCUUUCUUCUUUUGCCGUCUCUCUCCAGAGGGAUGUUUCUUGAGCGAGUGGUCUCCCUGGAGUGAAUGCAGCGCCACAUGCGGUGGUGGGUCGUCAGUGCGGAACAAGACAGUCCUCAGAGAGCCAGAGCCGGGCGGGGCUGCUUGCAUUGGACCACUAGAACAACACGCCGUCUGCAACACGAACAGCUGCCUACCUGGUAACGCAGCACACACAUCAGUGAAAUCUUCUCCGAGCCUGAGUAUAAAGCCUGAGUUAAAGUCAUCGAAAAGUUGUUUCCCAGCAACAUGAAAGACCUUUAAUGAGAUCUAUUUUCAGCUGUUGAACAGUAUCACCUAGUGAAAUGUGUCAUUCCAAGCUAGAAGUUAUGCAUCACACAGAACAGUACAUGUUUUUUUUUAAUCUUUUUAUUUCAGUAAGAUAGGAGAGAUUCAGCUGUCAUAUCAAUCUGUGUGUUCACUGGAUUUCUAAGAAUCAAACAUGUAUAUACCACAUCUUUGAAAACUCUGUUCCCUUGUUUUCCUAAGUUAUUUAUACAGGAUAAAGUGAAAUUAAUAUAACGUUUAUUUGUCUGUCUGUGUUGCAGAGUGUCCCCGUGGACAAGUGUACAGUAACUGUUCAGGCUCAUGCCCACAUACCUGUGAAGACCUGUGGCCACACGCUCAAUGUCUACCAGGACCCUGCUCCCCUGGCUGCACUUGCCCUCCAGGACAGGUCUGAGCACUUCUGCUUCUGUGUACAGUUCACUGUAAAGGUUUACAUUACCCCUGAUAAAGUCCCACUCUCACUGUGUCCCCUGUAGGUGCUAUAUGAAGGCUCCUGUGUGUCCCACUCUGACUGUCCUUGCUCACCAUUGUCCUUGCCGGCUGAUUACUGGAACUGGAACAUCAGUGCUCACGAGGAUAGAGAAGCUCUGCUGCCACCUGGAACUGCCGUUCACCACCUCUGCAACACAUGGUUAGACACGAAACAUAUGCUAGCUAUUCAUUCAUUAGGUGUUUUAUAGAGACCAGAUCAGCCAGAUCGAAAUCAGUCCUUCAGAGAUUAAAUCUAAACCAGGUCUACCUCAGAGGCCCUGUGAAUAAUGUGGUCCAAGGUGAAUCAUUGUCUCCUGACAUUAAGGGUCUGUAUUUUAGGGUUGCAAAUCAGUUUGACAAGUCAAUCCUCAACAUUGUGUACUGCCUUCUCUUCAUUGUGUACAGAUAAAAACAGCUCUUCUUCUACUUCAGGGAAGUUUUUCAUAAUCAUUCAACCAGUUGAUUAUUUAUUCAGGUGGCCAAAGUUUUAUCCUGUUGAAACUGCCAUAACUUCCUCAGUUGCCUGGUUAUAUCAUUAAAAGAGGACUGCAUGACAAAAUUAAACUGGCAAUAAUCUAGCUUAUUAAUAAUUCCUCAGGUACUUAGUUGCAGCCUCAUGUUUAAAUAAUAUCGAUUUUCAGUCUCAUACUAGCUUCAUGAAUUUGAACAGAAGUCUCCUGCUCUCGUAGGUUAAAAUCAAGUAAUGUAUGGAUUUUACUAAAUUUAGUAAAGGAAAGGACAGUCUUUGCAAAUGGAGGAAUUUAACCCAGAAGUCAAGCCACAGUUUCUCAAUACUACUAAAAAUAAGUAAAGUCAUUAUUAAGAAUUAAGUCUAGUGAGUGGGACUCCACUGUCUUCUGGGCCUGUUAAAGAUUGUUAUGUUUUUCUUUUUUUAACCCUCUGACAUAAUUUUUGGAAACCAAAACCACAACUCCAAAAAAGUUCAGACACUGUGUGAAAUCAGGCACAAUUUGUGCGCCCUUUCACCCUAACCUCAGUUGUCAACAAUGAUGCCUUGUUAAUACAAUACAAUACAAUACAAAUGCUAAUACAAAGAGUUGUUAAAAAGAUUAAACUAGUUCUUAACUGAACUGGAUGUAUAUGCGACACACUGUCAAUACCAUAGACUGUAUAUAGAAUGGACAGCGUCUGCCUCCUCGCUGGAUGAAGCCACCGUGAGAACAGCACCCUCUGGUGAUAGGCUGCAGUAUAGGUCAUAAAUCCUGCCUCCUCCAGCAAUCCCUAUGGAGCUUUGAACAAACUUUAGAAAUUAAUUACACAGAAUAUACAUUUUUCUCCUUCUGACAUGUAGUUACUGUAAGACUGGUUUGUGCUCAAGUCCUCUUUUUUCUGUGCAGUUCCAUUUUUAAAAGUUUUUAUGGGGUUCAUGUUUUCUUUGAAUGACACUUGAUACAGCCUGUGGGUGUACAAACAAUGCGUGGCUCACUGGGGGGAGUUGCUGUUUGAGCCGAGCGUCAUCACAGCGAAAAUCUGCAACUCUCCAGCACAGUGUUGGUUUCAGGAAGUGGAGAAAAUCACGGAAAUACAGAGAGCAAUUUGGCUUUAAAUUUGUGUAAUAAUGGAAGGCAGAACCAAGUUGUCCAUAGUUUAUACAGUCUAUGGUCAAUACAGACACACUCACACUCACUGGGUUAGACAAAGUUAACUUUAACUUAACCUUUGCUGGUGAAAGGGGCCACACAAUCUUUUUUUUUUUCUUUUUUAAAAGUGUUUUGGGGUGUGGACAGAGUUGAGUUUUAUUGUACAGUCACCAACGUUCCAGUCUGGUACAGUGAUAUGUACUGUAACAGAUAGUCUGGCAAACACUAGACAUUUCGUAUGUCAUUUUAUCCCUUACAAAAGCUUUUUAUUCAGUGAUUAUAGUCUGACAUGCUCAGCUGUGUGACAUGAUGGCAGUGUUUGGUGUCUCAGUAUCCAAAUAUAUUAACCUUACUGACCUCGUUCUUCUUUUUCUUACCCUCUCCAGUGUGUGCAAAGGAGGAGUGUUCAACUGCACCUCUGAGCUCUGUGACGGUGAGUGAUGCUCCGCCGCAGCUGUUCUUACCUAUUGCAUAUCUUUCACAUUAUGGGGCAUCUCUCUUUCAGCAAUGAAACCUCCAGCAACAGUCAUCUUUAGUCGAAACUAUCAGGACCAUGAUAGAUAUGUCAAACCUAUCUAUAGUUAGAAACAGCUGCUGCAACAGUUGGCUCAAAUAACUGAGCGACAGUCAUAUCAGUCACAGCAUACAAAGGCCAUUACUGGGCUUUUGUUUCAUAAACACAUGAUACCAUCACAAACUCGCCGAGGGGGGGCAGGGGGCUGAGAGAUUGAGGGGAGCAAAGUGUAAGAAAAAGUAUCUCCUCAAACAUUAAAACAGAUAUGAAUGUGUUAGGAACUUUGCAUUUCAUCUGCAAUUUCAAAUCUCCUUUUUACAGAAAUGCUUCACAUUUUGACAGUUAUUUUUACAUUGUAUGUCACCACAGGAGUUUAGUCUGAGGUGUUAUGUUGAAUAGAUGGCUGUGAUAAAACGCAAUUUUGCCAUUGAGACCUGUAAUUAUAUUUUCCCAACAAACAAAGAGAUAUUGCUCCGAUGACGAAUAGCUUUUAUUUGCUGCUCUACUGCUGCAGGUUUAUGAAGGUAGGGUGACCACUGACCUGGAUGUGUUUAUGCUCUUAUAUGAUUGUCAUCGACUGCAGUGGACUGUGUGUGGUCCAUGUGGUCCCAGUGGAGUCCAUGCUCAGCGAGCUGUGGUACAGGGCAACAGCGCUCAACCAGAGUCAUCCUGCAGUCCAGCCAGUAUGGAGGAGCCCCGUGUGAGGGCCCUGAUCGCCGAGCAACAACAUGCAUGGCCCCUGACUGUGGUAAGUACACAGAGGGGGGUUUAAUCAGUCUAAAAGAGAGAAAGCUGCUGCAUCUUGUUUAAGCAAAUACUGUUUGCUGUUUUUGCAAAUAUCAAGUUUACAACAAUGGAGUCAGAAUCAAACCUGGGACAUUUUUCCUGCUGAUAAUUCUAUUGCAGAUAUACAGCAGAUUUUUCCUAGACAUGUUAUGAAGCAAGUAAAGAAAAUAUUAGCUUCAUUUGAUAAAAUCAGUUCUUUCCUGGCUUCUUAGAGUAUAUUUAUGUUAAUCAAGGCUUGUACUACAAAGCACGCUCAACACAUAACCACAUGUGUGAUAUGCAGUUUAGUUGAAAAACUUACUGUGUUACACAGACCCUGCAGGACUUCCUCAAAUGCUGCACUCAUCUUUUCUUUACUCUAAAUGAUCUCUUUAAAUUGAAUUUUACCUGGAAUGACCAAUGGUCUUGUGUGUUUUUCUAUUUUAUUUUUAUUUUUAAUGAUUUUUUAAAAUUAGAGAAUCUUCUUUUUUGUUGCUAGCUCUCAAAAUACUUUUAUUUGAUGCUUGCCUCCUCCUUGACUUCUUUUCCCCAGCGACUCAGGAUUAAAUUGUCUCCUCUUUCACAAAUGUCUCCUCCCUGUCCUGUCUCACCUUUCCUCCUCUUUUUUUGUUCUCUAUCCCUCCCUGACACCUCUUUUGCUCAUCCAUCUCCUCACCCUUUCCUCAUCUGCAGCAUGUCCUGUCGGCGAGCAGUGGAGGAGGAGUGUGUCAGAGACGGCCCCGCUGUGCGAGAGGAGCUGUGAGGACAUUUACUCCUCUCCUGUCAACUGCAGCCACUCCAGCGAGGGCUGCGUGUGUCAGGAGGGGCUUUACCGAAACACAGAGGGAGCGUGUGUCAUUCCAGCCCUCUGCCCCUGCUAUGACCAGGGCAUCCUGCGGGAGGUAUGCUCAAACCCACACAUGCUGGACCAGACCCAAAGUAAACAGACAUCUGCUAUCCGACUCACUCUCUGAGCAGCUUGUACCUUUUGUGCGUGCUGUAUUGUGGUGUGUGUAUGAACUUCACCAUUGUGGUGUUUACGUUCCCUCCCAUUCACUCCCAUUGUGUUAUUUACUCAUAGAGAAGGGCCCAUUAGAAGAUGAGUGACAUGCCCCAUGGGCAACAUUACACCACAAUGCCUCUCCAGCCCUCAGUUUCAUCAAUUAUAGAUGUGGUGCCGUAGAAAGCCAGCCCUGGAACUGCAACAGGGCUAGCCUGCCAGGAAUUAUUUAUGAUGGAGAGGAUAUUAUCGGAUUAUAAGAAUUAAUCAUACACUGACAAGAGGUCAGAUCCCCUCCUCUUGAUCUUUUUCUAUUCCUCAGGCAUGUCUCUUUCGCCUUUAUUCUCUUUUGUGUUUUUUUCUCUUCUCUCUUACAACGGCCUACAUCCGCUUUAUCUCUCAUUAGUCUUUCUUCUUAUUUCACAGGGUUCAUGUUCAUUAACUCACUUUUCCCAUCCCCUUUCUCUUUUUCAUCAUUUUUCCUCCAGCCUCCACCCCUCUCACUCAUCGAUUUUUAUUCUUGCUUCUUCAUUUCUGUCCAUCUACUUUGUAUUUUUUUUCCAUGUGUCUGUCUGCUGUUGGUGACUAAUGUCCAUUUAAAGACCCUCUAUGGUUUCCUUAUCAACUACCUCAUGACUUUAAUGUCUAAUGGCUCAGUGAGCCACAAAAGCACCCCUGAGUGGGUGUUUUCAUAUGUAAAAAACCAAGCUUCGUUAAUGGUUCCUUUAGCCGACAGACACACACACACAGGCAAACACACUUACUCACACUUAAUGCACUCUAUUAUUUAAGUAUUUAUAAUGUGUGGUGGUAAUUACAGCAUCAUUUCAGCCCUCUUUAACCCAAAUUAUGCCUAAGAGUAUGGCCUGAGCCUUUUUGGAUAUAAUAGAUCUUAAAUUUAGGAUCCCUUUUUCAAAGAAUCCAACAAAUUGUUGAGGAAUUAUCAUUUUAUCUGCUAUUGAACAGUGAGCUGGUGUGAUAUUUGUGUGUUUUUUGUGUGUAAUAGGCAGGAUCAGAGUGGGAUGAAGGCUGUCUGUCAUGUCGCUGCGUGAACGGGAAAAAGCUGUGCCAGUUAAGAUGUCCACCACUCCACUGUGACGAGGUGAGAAACACACACUGACACUAAACACUGAUUUAAAGAUCAAGUUUGUGCAUAUACAUCUUCUUGCUUUGAUGAUAUGUCGCUUAAUUUUAGGUAAACUCCAGGUGUGUCCUGUCAUUGCUAGAUGUUUGCAGAGAAAUCUAAUGCUAAUCCUGUUUCUUACAGCAAAUUGGAUAACCUAAGUCUUUCACCUUUUAAAGAUGUGAGGGUCUGAGUAAACAACCCCUGAUAACUUACACAAACAUAUUAAGCAACAUUAUCGACUGUGUUGCUACUAAUGAGGCUCUGACUUAUAUCAGGGUUUCCACAGACAUCACUGGCAGUUGGUUAAAAGGAGAACUUUACCAAUUUGAAGCAGAAUGAAAGCCUGGUCAGGCAGAUUACAAAUGACUUGGCGUCUCUGUGUUACCAGAUUUUUAGGGGAGGAAUCAGAAAGGUUUAAGUGUGGCUCUAACUUUAAAGAUUGAGUUAAUGUCAUGCAGUAUAUCGCGAAAAGAAAGAUGGUCAAUCAGCCUUCUCUUUGCAAACCUGUGCAUUACUGCAGUACAGAGUCUGGUUUAACAAUCUCACUCGCAGUCCCUUUCCUUGCAGCAUUGAGAUUGAAACACUCAAAUGAGGUCAAGACCACAGACAGCAUGGUCAAAGUUGAUGAAUUAUUACAUUUGUCGUUUUCUUUUGUAGUAGGCAGACAGACUGGAGAAGACGGGGAGACUUGUGCUGAUGGUCACCUGUUAGGAGCUUGACAAAAAGCUGGGCACUGCAAGGACUUAGUACAAAAGUUGCUAAAACCAAGCAGUAUAUUUUUAGUAGUAGACAGCCUUACUUUAGAAGAAAAGCCAUAGUCAGUGAAAUCAUAUUUUGUAUUUUCGCUUCAUGUUUUUGGGGGGGUUUGAAUUUUAAAGAAUGCACCCAAGUUUAAAAAAAAACAAAACAAAAAAAAAAACAAAAAACACCAAAAUACAGACUCUGAAGCCUCUUCUGCAGGUAUGACUGAACACUAAUAAACAGAGAGGAUAAAGAUUCACAUAAAGAGGCUGAACCAGUUAACCGCACUCACAUCAAUCCAUUCAGCCACCAGGGCUACUGCACACUCAUACAGUUCACAAAGUGUCUCUGUUGUGCAAAAAGGUCUCAAUUACUCUGAGCGAGGGAGAAAACGCUCUGCUCCCCAUAGAAUGUGUGGGAUGUUUUCUCCCAGCGACUGGCUGAAGUAGAUCAAUACCUGGCUACUGACCUCCCACAAGCCUUCACACUUUCUUAUGAAGCCUCUACCUUCCAUUACAACACUGAAACCUGGUUUCCUCCUCCUGGAAACUUGUGUUUUAAGGCAUUGUAACACACCUGGUCUUCUGCAAAGCUGAAAGCUGUUCUGGAAAAAAGUGGCUAUCAUAUUUUGUCUCUAAAAAGCAGCUCUGGCUUUGGUUAGUGUAUAUGUGCAAGGAAAAAUAGAUGUUUUAGUCAGACUAAUAUGUUCACAUAUAUAUCAAAAGUCCAGUUUUAGUUGGAAAACAUCCGAUAAGUAGUUUUUUUCAACAUGUUAAUGUUUUGCAUGUCAGCAUCUACUUUAAGGGAAGGUAGAGGCAAAUACUGUAGGAUUUAAAGUGAAGUUACAAUCUCUCACAGGAGCUUUUUUAAUUAGUUUGAUCUUGGAUUUCCUGCAUGUUUCAGAGCUGAAGUGAAGUGUUUUUUGUGUAAAAAUGCUGAAAACUAUAAUUCCAGUUGUAUAACUCUUAUCAUUUUGUACUGGAGUAUACACAGAUGCACAAAGAGAUACUGCAAAACCAUAAAAUGUUUGGCUUUUCUUUUAAAGUGAGCAGAUACUUUUAUUAAUAACUCAAGAGUCCAGCUAGGUUUGAUCGAUCAUUAGAUAGAUUUAUUGACUAUUUUCAUCUCUAUAUGCGACACAGUUUGCAAUUCAAAUGGCCAAAAGCCCCAACAGACCAAUGAAAAGGGAUAUGAGUUUGUGCUCCUUGGUGUUCCACUCAUGUAAAGUCAGCAAAUGUUGAUAAAUGCCACAAAAUUCUGAAGUUCACCGAAAGACUUUAUCAGAUUCCUGCAUACGUCUAAUUUAUAAUAAGUUUAGUUUGUAAUGCAGUGACAUUUAGCAUAUGGUCUGGGUAAUUGUUUUAUCAUGCAUCAGAGACUACAUAAACCAGUGCAGGCUUGUAAUUGCUGAUGACAUCCUCUUCACAGAAAAAAGUUGACUCAGCCUUCAUCUUGUAGUCAUGGGUCUAUGAGUUGUCAGAAACUGGUCAUCUCGCUGCAGAGGCAGAGUUUAGUUUUAAUAAUGCAUGUGUGCUGUGCAAUAAGAGGCAGAUGAAGAAGACAGUAAAUGGAACCACUUCUUGCACUCUUUAUAGAUAAUUUAGAUCAUUUAAACUUUUGGUGACUCAGAAGAGAAGAAUCUUUGUCUGAGCCUCUUAUAGAAAAAUAUAGGGACUGUGUGACGGUUUCAGUGUUGAAAGUAUUUAUAACAAUGGGGCUGCUUUCUUGAGUUUUGUAAGAAAAGUGAGGUAGGUCCUGAAUGCUUCUUCUCUCUCUGCUUCAAAUAUUUAACUACACCUCAAUUUUAAAGGUCAGUUCUUUUGAAUUUUACUUGUUUUCAUUGGAUAAAUUCAGUUUUUAUUGUAAGGAGUAAUGUUAUAAACCUACUAGGGCUGGGCAAUAUGGCCUCAAACCAAUAUCACAAUAUAUUGAGCAGUUCACCUCGAUAAUGAUGAAUGGAUGAUUACCACUCCACAAGCUGCUCAGCCCCUCCCACAUUAACUUCAUCUACUUCAGGCCCCCACUCCAGCCACUAAAACUUUUGAACCGUCCUCCAUCUCCUCACCUGUCUUUCCCUCUUUGUUACGGACUGGAUGGGGUGGAGUCACAUCUCCGACGUAGGACAGCAUCUUAAAGUGACACGAGACCAUAGCCUACCUACACACAUCCAAAACCAACUUUUAUUUAAUUUUUUGACACCAAAUAUACAAAUAUGGGCAAAAUGGCAUUGGUUAUUGUUGUAAAUUUCAGUAUUGGUAAAUUUUCAGUUUAUCGUCCAGCCCUGAAAUGUACCCAAUUAUGUUAAUGUGUUUUUGAGUUUUAUGGUGUAGAAAAAUAAUGCACUGAUAUGGUUGUCCAUCUUGGUAAGAUGCAGAGGACACUACUUUUUUAAGGCAAGUGAAGUCUGUAACAUUUCCCUUCAUAGAUCACUGAUGAAGUCAAGGCAGAAAGAAAAACUGAAAUCUCAAACCUCGGGCAUAUAAAAAUAACUAAAUUACCUCCCAGACUCAAAACCAUAAGUUAGUAAGAAAAAGUUGCUUCUCCUCUCAAACUUGGGUAAAUUGAAGCAAAACCAUCUGCUUUGCUCAGUUCAGGGAAGUCAAGUGGGAAAAUUGUCUUGCAUAUCUGUCUAAAUACUCAUGAAAAAAAGUCCACCCAAAAAAGAGGCAAACUUAGCUUCUGGAAAGAAAACAUUUCUCCUAUGAGAUGGAGCUGAGGAAAGUCACAGUAGAAAGUCUGUCUCAUCCUUGACACAGAAAACUGAAUUUAUAUCCUUAGCACAGUGGUGCUGAAUAAAGGCCAGAGUAAAAAUAAAUUCUGCUGACAUCCAGGACUUUAAAGGAGAGGUUGAUUGCACGGUAGGCUCCUCACAGUAGCCACUCUACUGACUGGUUCUCCUGUGGUGAACACAGGUCUUUACACUGAUGCACGACUUGCGGUCUCAAACCCCCUGCUUUCAGCAGCUGCAUGAAGUCAUACAUCAGUGAAACAACUCUAUUUCUUGGACAAAAUGUGAGGGCCAUAAAUACCCUUUCCUCUCAGCAUAUUUCCAAACUUGCCUCAUUCCACAUCUGGGAGCCUCUUUUAAAGUGUACUGUACUAUAUGUGCUGAAGAAAGGACACAGUUUGAAAGUCUGCGGAGAUACUCUCUUGGUUGUUAAAAAACAAUAAUGCUGCUUUUUCGUUUUUUUUAUUUAAUAAACAGUUGCUCUUUUAUUGUUGUCAUUAAAUCUCCCCCAAUCUAAUCUCCAUUAUGAAAACAUUAGGGAACACUGUCAAAGUCGUUUAGGCCCUUAUUUUACUAUAUUUGAGUAAGCAACUUUUCAAAACAAAUAAAAAUGUUACCUUCUUUCACUAAAAAGAGAUUCUUUAUUGGAAAAACAGUUUUCAAAACUUCCUUGGCUGCUUUACAAAUUAAAACACUGCAGUGAAUUCUGUGAGAAUGGAUUGUGGCCACUAUUUGCAUCAAGAAUUGUACAAGAUUUGACAUUUUUACCUGCUACCUGCUGAAGGUUUACUUCACAGAACAUAGGGGCAUUAAAGAAGUCACCACAAAUAUCUACAACUUAAUACAGUUUGGUCUUAUUUGUGAUUGAAAUGACUUUGAAGCAGCUCCAGCCUCUAAUGUGCAGAGCUGCACUGUGCGCUCUCAUCCUGACAGCCCUUAAUUCAAUCUUCAAAUCUAAUGAGCAGGACAAAGGGAAAGUUUGUACCAUAUUACUGUGGAGUCAAUGCAUUACAGAUUUCACGUUUCACAAAGCAGCUCAGUUUUGUUAAAGACCCACUAUGAUGAAAAUCAGGUUUUUUACACGUUCAUAUGGCAUUUUUUUGAUGCUACAUGAUAUAUCAUGAAAAAAUAAGUGCGAAAUUGCAUUUCAGAGUAUUUCUGCAUUCAAAUCGCUGUGAGUCUCUGGCAGACCCAAAUGGCAGGUUCAGAAACAGUAAGAUUUUCUAUGUCACAAAUCCAAGCUCCGCCCCUGGAGCCCCACUUUGCAGGCCAGACUCGGAGAAGUAGAGAGGACGAUUGUGGAACAAAUGUGUGCGUUAUCAGAUUGCAAUGCUCGUAAGAAAACUAAUAAUGAUAUUAAUUUUCAUCAUGUCCCAAAAGAUAUUAGUGUCUCAGAGCUAAAUAGCUCCCAUGUUACCUGACACUUCUACUACACCGGCAGUGUUAGGCUGCAAGCUAGCAUUAAGAGGAGUGUGCAGAGCAGCGCUUUCUCAGCCCACAACGCAAAAAAAAAAAAAAAAUACACAACCCUCAGGUUGAUUUGAUCCCCUAUUGUCAAUAAAAGUAAUAUUAACAGAUUGUAUCAUUUCCAGUCGUCAAGAGAGGAAAUUCACUUUAGUCAAAAUUAAUUAUUUAUUACAAGCAAACAUUUUUACUUUGGCAGCAUGGCUCUGUUCUGAGGGUUCCCUGCCCUUCCAUGCGCUUGCACGGAGUGGCUCUAAGAGGGGAGAGCUCCUCCCUUCCCUUUCAUGUGCAUACAUGAGAGCCAAGGCAGCAAAAUAAAUACAAUUAAGAUAAAUAAAUUAAAAUCCCCCAAAACAACUGUACAAUGCCCGGCUAUAAGAGGGCAGAGCUCCUCCCCUCCUUUUCAUGUGCAUGAAAACAUGAAAGCCAAGGCAGCAGCAAAUAAAUACGAAAAGCCCCCCCUCCCCCCAGAACAACCAUACCAGGCAACCCUCCCCAGCUUCAUGAGCUACAUGAAAGCCCCUACAGGGGAGGGAGAGCAGCAGCCAGCAGCGAGAAAUUAUGAAGCAACCUACCCACCUCCAAAGCUUGUGUAGUAUAGGGUACCCUCAAACAUGAUCGUGGAACAGGAUUAAUUUCAUCCAUACACACAUUUAUAAUUGGGAAUAUGCUUAAGAAUACAAUAUAUAUGGGACAGAGUUAUGGUGCAGCAGCAUUUUUCUGAUAAUGGUGGUCUGAGUCCCAGUGAGUGCACUUCAGCGGUGUGAUGGACCAGCUAGAGUCUUUUUGUCUUAUUGAAGCAGCCUGUUGGGAAUAUGCUUAAGAAUACAAUAUAUAUGGGACAGAAUUAUGGCGCAGCAGCAUUUUUCAAAGUACUGGUGUCAAAGUACUAGUUAAUUGAGCAUAAGCAUUUCUUGAGCCUCAGGCCUGAGGUAUCGUUCAUAGGCUGAUGAGAACGGUUGACCGUAGCCUUGAGUGUUGAGACGGGGACAAUGGAGGAUGCCGUUGCAGCUGCAUCUAUGGGUAGAGUCGCGCUCGGGUGGGAGCAAGCAGGAUUGGCAGAGCAGGCAGAGGUGAGCAGAAACCAUGAUCUGGAUAUAGGUUUCCCUUCUUCGGUGGCAGAGAGAGGCUCUUGCUUGCUGGCCAGUGGCUGGCCACCAAACCUGCUAGGAACCCCUGAACCAGUCCUGUUAUCAAAUAAUUCACAACAGCAGUUGGGAUGCUUUGCCAUUUCCUUCCCCAGCUCAGGGAUAUUUGAUAGAGUAAACAGCUGUAUUCCUCUUUUUUUACAAGGCGGGUGGAUCUUGGGCGUGCUGCUUUUUUAGAUAACUGUCCCUGCAGUAACUUGGUUUUGCCAAGUUGUAGGCUUAGAAGAAGCUUGUUGGUUGGCCUGUAGCCACAGUUUUAGGGCACAGUUAAAAGGUGUGAACAGGGGAUAUUAUAGGAUAAGGUUCUUGCAUGUACUGAACCAUAGGCUUUGAACAAGAUGAGCAUGCCCACGUUUCGCGGGGAGCUGACUCUGUUUCCACAGUAUCAUCAUCUGCUGCAUCUCUCUCUUGAACAUAAAUCUAUUGAUCUACUUAUUUAUCAUUUUGAUUUAUUGAAUCAGAAAUAAUGGCGAGAUAUGUGUCCAGCUCAGUUCUGCGUGCUGAGAACACUUCACAUAUGACAUCUCUUAGCUGAAUUCAUGAUGCUCAUGAAUUCAGCAAAGGUCGGAGAUUUAAACAGCCGGGCAUCACGAUAUUUAAGCAUCACAGACUUGUGAAACAAUCUCUUUUUUUUUUUUUUAAACACAAUUUCUCCGGCCUUAGAGAAGACCCCCUCACAAGGCACAGAAGAUGCCGGUGUGCACAAAAAGGCAAGUGCAAGUUUGUGUAAAUUUGGGUACAGAAUUUUUUGCCUCUCCCAGUACUCCAGAGGGUUUUCCAGUCAUCCUAUGUGUGGUUCUGAAAGGUACCGCUGGACCUCCACAGUGGCAUCUGCUGUAACAUUUUGACACCUUCUUGCCUCCAUGAUGCUGGUGUCCAAAUGAUGCCACAAUUUGCCACCUAAGAGGAAACCACAGAUCAUGUUAGUAAGUGUUCUUAUAGGAAUAAAUGAUGUCGAAAUGUAAAGUAACAGAUUACCUCCAGUGACAUCAUGAGAGGUAGAGGCCUCGGGAAUUUCCUCUCUGCUUUGUUGUGCCCUUACAACGUCAGCACACUCUGAUGUCAGUCGCUUUACUGCUUCAGUAAAGAAAAUCCCAUAACCUUAAAAUCGGGGGUCCAGGAGUGUAGCAAGGGACAUGAUGCUCAUUGACUGCAAAGUAUAAAGCUUCUCCCAUAGCUGCCUGAUGAGCUGGUCUCCAUUUCCGAUGCCACUGCAGGUGCUGGCUUUGUCAUUUACUCCUGAAGGUUUUGCACCAGCAUUUUCAUCAGGGGGGACAACUUUGGAGGCAGACACAUUUUCUUCGGUUGACAGUGGCAUCAUAAAAAGGGAGACAGCAACGAAAGGCACCGUCCAACAAUGUUGAACUCAUCUGAUGUGAUCAUGUGCAUAUCGUGUUGAAGCCCAGCCAACGCUGCUCCAACUGGCUCCCUUCGCUCCACCAAACGUUGCAGCAUCAAAAGUGCUAUUACAUCUGGUCUCCACUUCUUGUAUUAGCUUCAUUGUUGCCAUCUCCAGCUGAAACUGCACUUGUGUAGGCUUCUCCUUUAAAGACACAGAUGAGUAGGCCAUUAGAUAGCUGCAGAAAGAACACAACUAUUGAUGUUAUUAUAAAUUGGAAUAAAGGGAAUGACCAUACCUUAGCAGUGGUGAUGCUUCUAAAGAAGCCAACUAGCUUCCUUUCUUUAGCCCGGAUGCCGGAAAGCACGGGGCAUCAGAUUGAGGGCAUGUGCAAUACCAAUAUGGUGCCAAAGCUUCAGCUCUUUCCCACACGCAACCAUAUUGGGAGCACCAUCAGUAACCAUACAUGUUACCUUAUUGGUGAUUCCCCAUUCCUCCAUCAGGGAGGCUUUCACACAAGCUAUGUUUUCAGCAGUGUGUGAUUGGGGGAAUACUUGCACCUCAAACAGCACUGAGCUGAGCCUGGCUUUUUCCAUCCACAAAAUGGCAUGUUACAGCCAGGUAGGCAUCCAUGUUGAUGGAUGUCCACAUGUCAGAGGUUAGGCUAACAGCAGCCACCUUUUCAACUUUAGCCUUAGCCUUCUCCUUCGCUGCCUCAUACUUGGCCUCCACCAUGGCCUUCAGAGCCUAAUGGAAAAUAUAUAAAAUACUUAAUCUGUUUGAAUUGUUAGGCAUACAAUUAAGUACUCAUUUGUUUCAUGCAUGCACCUAUACAUACCUGCCUGAUAGGGAUAACAUACUUAGGAUCCAAUUUGGACACAAAUGCCCUAAAUCCAACAUCUUCCACAAUGCUGAAGGGCUGUGUGUCCUUCACUAUCAUGGAGACCAGGGCAUCAUAAAUACAGUGUUACUUGUCUUUAUUUGCACAAUAAACAAAAGUAAACAUGGAAAAAUUUUGAUAGUGUUUUUGUAAUAUUGUUAUGACUUACCUUGGCUAGAUGAAGCUCCAGUUCCUGUGGCGUAUCUUGUGGACCCAGAAGCAGACACAGAGGCAGAUAGCAAAUUAAAGAUGUAUUUCCAACUCUGGGAAAAAAAGACAAGGAAGAAAGUCCGGUUUGCUGGCUGGCUGUUGUGUGGGCUGGAGACACUGUGGAGAAACAGAGGAGAAGGAGGUGAGAAGACAUACAAGGGAUCACAGGGAGCAAAAAGUCACAAGUAAAUAUCUGGGAGAGAAGGCCAGGAGAAGCAUCUGUACCACUCAGGAGUGAAGACAAUACUCAGGCGCUGAGACUGAGGACUGAGGACUGCUGGCAUCUUCAAGGGGCUUGAUUGCCAAUGCAGCGCAGGUGUGGAGUCUCUCUCAGCCUCAGUGACCGGGGGAAGGGAAAGUGCACUGAAACAACAGUCAAGCCAGACAAGGAACACAAGGAAAAUGGGAAGUUAAACCAAAAUAAAACAGGAAGAAGAGGCGUCUCACCACAGUUUCCUCCUUAUUCUCAUGCAAGGCACGGUAAUGCCUUAGCAUGGAUGAGAUGUUGUUAUUGUACCCCAACUCCUUAGAACACAAUAAACAGCUCGCCUUUGAAUAAAAUUAGAAACCGUGAAAUAUAUUUCUUGAUAAGCAAAAAUUAUGCAUCUGUAAUAAUGUUGGAUUUAGCAUACCUUGUUAGGAGUUAUCAAAUCAAAGUGUUCCCACACAGGGGAAAUCCUCCUCUUCCUCUCUGGCUACAUAGUAUCACCUCUCCUACUCUCCUAAAUCUCUCUCUCUCCCUAAACUCUCCAAACUAUCUCCAAACUAUCUCAACGAUCUCCAAAUUAUCUAAACUGUCUCCAAACUAUCCAAACACUAUCCAAACUCUAGUAUCCAAACUCUUCAAACUCUAUCCAAACUCUCGACGGACUGCAACUCUCCUUCAACAACCCACAUUUGAAUGGAGCCUGAGGGGUCUAUAUAGCUGUGAAACCUCACAGCAAAAUCCAAACCACUUCCCUAAACAAUAACCUGGUCAUCAUUUUUGGCUCCACCCCUAGAUGAAGCAAGCCUCGAUACACGCUUCGCGGAAACGCCCCCUGCAUUACUCGACACACGCUCCGAAGCCUCGGCACAUCUCAUAACAUCACUACACAGAAGAGUUUGAGUGUGAAACUGCUGUACGAAUGCGACUCUCAGCAUGGUAAAAAUGUCCCUUUAACUGUGUGGGAUCAACAGCACCAUGGUUUGUGUGCUAGCUAUUUUUGCAGUGAGGUUCAUUUGCACAGAAAGGGGCAAGAUUUGCUCCUGCUGCAUCAUGGCUCAGUUAAAGGGACACUGGCACCCAGAGAAAUUACAUGUUCUGCAGUAGAGUCUGUGGAGCAAAUUUAAGCUUUUGUGUGUGCUUUGUUCAUUAGACAAUGUCUUUUGUCUUGUUUGCAGAGGUUUAGUGGACACACGCAAUCUGUUUGUGAAUCAGACCCCCAGGCGACAACAUUUUCAGUAAUUGCACAUCCAUCAAAAACCUUUUAACUUUCAAAAACUUAAAAUAAUCUCAUGUUACCAUUGAGACAAAUGUGCCGAUCACUAGAACAGCAAUGCGAUCAAAAGAAAAAUGUCAUAAUAUGAUGGGUAAUUAAAAACUAACACUGAGCUCCAGUAAGUGUGUUUUUGUUCACCAAAGUUCCCUUCAGGAAGUUUAAAAAUGGGGCUCACCAUCUUGUCAUUAUUUCAUUGAGGCAACAGACGAGUAUCAGCUGCUGCAAUCAGUGAAAUCCAUGUUAUUUGCUGUCAGAGGGCGAGCAUUAGCUAAUCCAAUACUGAAGUUUCUUUGUGGAGUUUAUCAGAUCUGUUUAUAAUAACAAUGUUUUAGGCCUGACUCGUUAAUAAUACCACUGAUAACCUACCUGAUUACUCCCACGAUGUUCCUGUUUUUAUCUCCUUCUGUUCUUUGUGCACAGGUUGUAGAAGACUUUAGAGGCCAUGUGGUAGAUACUUCAUUGUAAUCCCUCUCAAACACUGACUUCUUGUGUCUUUUGUUUGCUCAGCGCCUUUAUAGAAAUGAUUCAUAGCAUGUCCUUAACACACAUUAGACUGCUCUUCACCUGUAAUACCAAGUAUCCUUUCCUUUUAACUUAUCAGGAAUCUGUUUUUCCUUCUGCAUCACACAGACACUCAGACACCAAAAGCAUCUUAACUUAAAGCACUUCAAAGUGGUUCCUUUGUGACCGCCCACUCUUCAAAUGAGAGAGCUCCUCCCUUCCCUGAGGGGUGGCUCGGGGCGGUGUGAGGAGUGGGAGGACAAGUCCUGAGGGUGACUGGUUAGGAAAAGUGUUUUUCUGUAGGUGUCAGAGUUUGCAUGCUAGCAGCAGCUAUUCUCAGACGGGAACACCACGGGACACACUGCCGGUCUUUGGACUGUUUUGGAUCUCUCUCUGCUCCAGUACUUUGCUGCCUCUGUCUGUGUCCUCCGCGUCCUUAUGUCACUGUCUCCCUCUCUCGCUAUUUUUGGUCUAAAUGUGACUUUUUGUCUUUUUAAUUCCUGCUCUUUUCCCUUCCUGUUAAGUGAGUGUGAUAGUGUGUCUCUGUGCCCUUCUUUUAUUCUGCUCUCUACUGUGCUGGAUCUCAUGAAUACUUCAAUUUUUACUCUUGUUUGACAAAUUAUAAAAAUUAGUACAUCUCAUGAACCGUAGCCUUUUUUGCCAUGAUGCCAGUGUAUUUUUUAAAAUUGAUUUUAUACACAGUUCACCUCUUUUUUCUCUCCAUUCAAAUGUCUCAACAUCCAUCCUGAUUACCAUGAAACAAUGCACAGACAUCCCAGACAACUACUACUGUUUAAUUAUGGCUGUUUGGGGCCUGAUCCUGCUUAUACAAAGUAUGGGUACAAACUGUGACCACUACGGACUUAGUUGUACCUAGAAAUAGCUGUCUUUUUGCCAUUCUUCAUCCAAUAUAGGAAAUUUCAUCUGCAGUACCAAAAGGCAGAGCACCAUUUUUUGCAGUGGGAAGAUGCAGAAACCUAAAUGACAGAAAGUGUCCUAUUUCUAAAUGGAGAAAAAUGCCAUUUAGUCCAAAGGGGCCUCUCAAACUAACUGGAAAUUGUACAGUACAUAAAGGUUUUAGAAAUGAAGGUUUUUCACCUUUCUUUAGUCGGAUCUGCCUUUUCAGCAAAAAAGCAGAUAAAAUGUUCUCAAAGUAUCCCAAAUGGGUUUUAGAGAAGUGAAAGAUACUGCAGAGUUGCUGCCUUUUGGAAAACACCAUCUUUUCCUCUGCUGUGUCUGAUGUUUGUGCAUUGAUGAAAUGAUUGCUCAGACACUAAGUUUGGUUGCUGUUUCAGGAAAAGUUUGCUGUUAAAUCAAUGUUUGCUCACUGUGAUUGUCCAAAGAAAUGUUUUUAUUUUUUUAUUUUUGAAGUCGUCAUGGUCCAAAUAAUAUUCCUUUAUGCCUUUGACUGAAGAAAUAUUUAACAGGCACCUCCAUGUUAUCUGGGUUAUCUCUCCUUCAGGGGGAGGUCAAGGUGGAGGAACCAGGCAGCUGCUGUCCAAUCUGUAGAAAGCAGUUUCCAGGUUAGUAACAACACAGGAAAGAAAACUGGUGUAAAACCUUCUUGGUGACUGUUUAUGUUUGAGGUAGAAUUAAAUAUUAAAUUUGAUCAAAACAAAGAAUAUGAUACACAAAAGCUACACUGUCAUACUUUAAGAUGUGAGCGUCUUCAUCUUCAAGCCAGAUUCAUGACUAUGACAUGAUCUUUUUGUAUCUCAUCUCUCUCACUGCCAUGUUAUAUAAUAAUGCAUUUUCAUCCAUGGUUGCAUAAAACUAAUGGAACAACUGAAGGUAGGCAAAUGAAAUGAAAGACAGAUUUUCAGUCGAAGUAAUAAAAUUAUUUAUAGAGUUCAUUAGAGGUGCAAAGGAGCAUGGUUCAGAAUGAUAAAGAUGUAGCUUUGUGCCCAUUUGGCUUGACUUUGAGGACCCACCCCAUGCACAGAGACAAAAGCCCCCUGUUGCGAGAGUCACUGGUUUAACUUCUGGCCAUCACCCCUUUCUAUAUGUCUUCCCCUGCCCUUUACUCCCCACAUUUAUUUAUCUAUCUAUCUAUCUGUCUAUCUUCAGUUCUUCUAUCCAACAAAUGUGAAAAAAAAUAGCAUGAAACUUUUUGGCAGUAUGUAAGUAAAGUUGACACUUGGCAGAAUAAAGAUGGAACAUUUUUACCUCAGAGCGAAAGGUGGAUGGCGUUGAGGUUAGUCUGAAAUCAUCUGGGAGUUUCUUCCAGUUUUGUCCUUCUUCAUAACAAAAUCCUGCUUCUCUAGUUUUGUUCUAACUCUUGGGACGGCCCUCCGGGUCCCAGAUAUGCCAAGCAUGUCAGAGAUGAGUUUGGACGCUGAGUCACUAGUAGACUUUUACUCAGAAGCAGAGAUUUUCAAAGUAAUCCUCUGGGUAAUUGGAGGAUUGGAGUAACUUUGUCCUAUUUUUUUGUUUCUUUGGCAGGAUUUCUGUAGCAGCAUUUUGAAUACAUUGUCAUACUGUGAUCUAAUACAGUGUUCUAAUUACAGUGAUCUAAUAAAAAGUCUUAAUGUAAAGCAUGCACUGUAUCUUAUGCAUAUGAGAAUCUCACAGCAGUCUCCUGUGUUCCAUGUAUCCUCCAAUCACUACUUUGAAUCUCUGUGUGUUAUAUAGUUCAUUAUAAAGGACGCUAAAAGCCAAGUGCUGCAGUUCCCAAUUAGUGUGAGAUUACAUUGCAGAACCUACACUGGGGCUUUAAUCUGUUUCCCAGUGGAGGAAAUGUCACAUGCUGCAACGAAGUCUGGCAAUGUCACUGCGCUCUCUGGAAAGAAGUCUCUGGCUCUUACUCUGCCUUUGUCUUUUUCUUCCCUUUUCAUGCAAACACAAAAGACUAAAAUGAAACUUUCUCCAGUUUUUGGCCUUGAGUUCUCACAGUCUGAAUUCAACGAUUUCCCCUUCCCUCUCUCCUCUGCCUCCGCCCUGUGUUUCUGGCAGGCGAGCCCGUACCUGAGUGUCGUCGGUACGUACAGGUCAGGAACAUCACCAAGGGAGACUGUCGACUUGACAACGUGGAGGUCAGCUUCUGCAGGGGACGCUGUCUGUCCAGGACUGAUGUCAUCCUGGAGGUAUGGAAAAAAGAGACGUACUGUAUAUACACUCACAAUGAAGAUAUUACAGUCUAAAUAUAAGCCAACAUAGACUGGUGUUGACUUCAGCAUUAGAGACAACUGUUAACACAAUAGAAAUCCAUACAGGAAACAAAGUGGACCAAAGGAAAUCAGCUUAAAUGCUGCUGAUUGUGAUUUAUUCACUCAGUCAAUUUCAUGCAGUUUCAGACUCUACAGUUUAGAUUUAAUACACCAUUAUAAGCAAACCAUUUCUCAGACUUAUAAACAGGCAGUGAAAAGUGCCAAAAAAGUAAUGAAACUCAUUUGUUCUUUCAUAUUCCGACAAAGCUUGCCGUUUUAACCAAUGUCCUCACACUAUGAAACAAAAUAGACUUGAUUAUCACCACAGGUUUUAUUGUGUUGUCAAAUUUUCUGUCGUACCUCCCCUGGAGCAAAACCAACAAAGCAAAUUCGACAAGGCUGAUCAUUGCAGCUGCUUGCUCUAAAAAAUGUAAGUCCUUUGUCCUCAAUCAGAGAUAAUGAAUUGAGUGUGUUCCUGAAAAAGAGGGUGUUGUUAUUUUCUGUUUUCCAAAAAAACUGAGUUUUGCACAGCAUACAGCUUUUAAACUGUAAUGAUCGGAUGGAAAGAAUGGAGUCUUUUUAAUAUUUGAAUGAUGCAAUUAGCUAAUUAAUUGAUAUAUUAAUCAGUGAUCUAUUGUCUUGUAAACGAAUAGAACAAAACAAGCUUGUUUGCAUAACAAAAGCAAGCAAAAAGUGGAUUUAGGUUUUCUCCAUUCUCUUUGUGUAUGGACGUUUGCUGUGUAAAUUUCAAUGUGUUACUCUUACCUGAUGCAUAUAUACAAAUAUAGGGUGCAAGUAGCCAGGGUUUGCUGGUGUAUAGUUUGGCACAUACUAUCUUGGCAGCACCUCUUUCUAAAAGGACCUUCGUGGAGUGCAGGUUUGAUUGGAAAGAGUUCAAACUUUCAGACAAGUUUUAAGUGGAGGUAGGUGACACAAUUUCAGGUGAAUUGGUCAUGGCAGUGCCUCAGAACUAUCAGAGAUAGCUCAGACUGAGCUCAACUACUGUACAGAUAGCUAACAGGAUUGGGAAUGACGCAAAGUUAAAAUAGUUGGUACUUGAAAGAGAAACAGAGGAACUGUGGGUUGUGGUCUAGGGUGAACACAGUGGAAAUCACCGCUCAGGAGGACAGAUAGAGGAGACCUUUAGGCGUGUAACAUGAUGUUACCAUGUUUACUGUUCGUAUUAAACCUAUAAGGGUGUACUUUCUCUAUAAUGUUGGCAUCUUUCCUGGAUGUAUUUUCCUGGUUCCCUGAACAGCUUGUCCCAGGCCUGGACCUGAUAUCUGGCUCUGCAAUUGUAAAAGGACAAUGUGAAAGGACAGCCUCACCUGGGAGUUUCACUGUUCAGUUUUUUCCUUUGUGCUGUACUUUGUUGAAUCAGAUAGUUGCUCAGAAGUUUUUUUCUCUUGGUCAAAAAGGAAAAGGGUCACAGCUAUUUAUUUUUCUUAAGGCAGCAGGAGACAAUGUGAAGUUUUUAUACUUUCAGGACAUCAACAGCCACAGUGCAGCUGUUUGUGCUCGCCACAUCACUGCUGACUCCUUUGUACACAAAGGCCAUGUACCAGACAGAUUCACAUCUCAGCUGGAGUUUUCCAUCUAUAAAGGCUCAGAGCCACAAGUCACAAAACUGUAGAUAAUUCAACAAUAGCAGGUAUAAUGGAAAGCUCGGUGGGUGAUAUCAACUGGCCUCAGACAUUUUCCAAGAAGACAUGGUUAGUUGUCAUUUAAUGAAUCAAAGUGUUACAGGCAGUGGCUUAUUUGUCCUGGUUAGCACGCACAGAUAAAUAGGGAUCUCUUUUUGAGCUGCAGAUCAUGCAAAGCUACUCCGCAGGUGUCCCAGACUGAAAUAAUAAGAGGUGAAAGCAAGUAAAAUAAGUCUUCUUUGGGACCAUUUUCCAUCAGAGAGACCUCAAAAGAAAGAGAACUGUCUCAUUUACAAGUGCAGUUAAUGUUCCUGAUCAUACAGCACCGACUGAAGCAGGAUUGAGCAAGUUUUUGUCCAUUACUUAUUCUACCUGUGCAGACUCUUGGUUUUCUCAGAGUUUACAGCGUGUAGAAUAAUUUACCCAGAAAGAGAGCAGCUCUGUCCUUUAGAUAAUUUACAUUGGAAACUUUGUACAUCAUCUCCUUCUGGGCCGAUAAGGUUCCUCACUGUUAUAAACAGAUUAAAAAAGAGCUACCUUUGUAACAUGAGGGAUCCUUGCUUUAUAGUCACAUCACAGCUCACCAACUCAUUAAUCUCAACCACAGUACAUCCCUCCAGCAUCAGUCUGAUAAUAGAAUUUUCCAGAACAAAAUGAACUUAAACAUGUGGCCUGUUACAGCCUGUAAAUCAGCUUUAAUCUUGCAUUUUCCAGAUGAACACAGACCACUCAGACACCUGUAGGUAAAAGCUAACAGUCUCUGACUGGUGUCAACUUAAGUUACAGUUAAAGAACCUUUCACAUAGAUGACAUGAAGGCAGGUAAACAAAAAUACAUAAUUCAGCAGUUGAGUCACCAGUGAUCUAAAUAUAGAUGUUCUGAGCAUGAGUCUGGUUGCAGGGGUCACAUGUGAGUGAUUCUUUUCUCCUCUUGUCUCCUUUUUUGUCUUUUUCUCUUCAUUACUUCAUCGCCAUGGUGACUUUGUUUAUCUUUGGUUUCAAUAAAUCUCCAUUUUAAAAACAGGGCCAGUCAGAUAAGCAAAAAUAAACAUCAACUCGGCCAAAUGUGUCGUUACCUCCCGUUACUGUGGCAACCAGGGUUUGUAUCUGACAACUAGGCAGCGCUGAGAAGUUUCCUUUUGAUUGAUCAGCUGAAGACUGGGGGCAGCAGCAAUUAAUUCAGAUAAAUCACAUGUUCUUUCGACACCACCUGCUGAAGUAUUUAGUGGUGCAUGCAGGCACACACACACACACUAUGUACUUUUCAAAGUGUUCGACUAAUAAUACCCGCUGUUUCGAAGCUGGAGGUGUUUUGACUUUGUGAUUCUGGACCGCCACCUUCCUCUGACCUCCCUCUAUCAUCCAUCAUGCUUUGCAAGUACACAUUGUGCUUUUCCACAACCUCCUACUUGGUUCUUUUCCCAGACUAAUUGAACCUGUGAAAUAUAUUUUAAAGAGGCAGCCUUCUGUUAUUGAAACUACUGAGGCUGGGUUUCACUUUUGAAGAGUAAAAAAGAUAUAUAACCAUAUGUGAUUCUUAAAGUUGUGCCCAAAAAGGUUUUUGAGCUUUGAGGGGCUUUUUUAAACUCUCUGCGGGUGUAAAUAAAGGGCUCUUAAUAGAGGAGGUCCCACUAUUUCAGUAAAACAAAUAAACAUUCAUGCGUCAGGGGCCAUAAAUAUUACCUGUUGAUGGGAGUGUUACGAGCUAGAUUAGUCAUCUUUUUAAUUCAAUUGUAAUUCCAAAGAAGCUCCUUUAGAGUACUAGUAAACUCAAAAAGUUGACCCUGAUAUGAAUCUAUGAACAUUAUAUGAAUUUCUAAAAAAUUAUGUGCUUAUGUCAGAUUUGAUUUCAGCUAAACCUUGUAAAAACAAGUUUGGAAAGGGAAACAGUUUUCUAGGGAAACAGAAAACCUCCUCUUUUCCAUUGCUUCAACAUAACAUGCAAGGUUAAUAUUUAAAACAUUGAUGAUGUUAACGUUUUUCAUUUUUUAUGUUUUAAAUAGGCUAUAUGAUAUUGUCUAGAUAAAAACAAAGAUUUACAUUCUGGAACAAACCUCGUCACCUUAAAAAAAACACUCAAAAAUUCUUUAAUACAUUUUUACACUCGUUUCUUCAUGACGUUCUUGAGGGCUUUGGGCUGAUCUUUCAUUUUAACCAGCUUAUUGUGCGUGGCUCUAUCAUUCACAAUGUAACAGUAGUGUCUAUGUUUUAUGUAAAACUACAUUUCUGUGCAUGUGGUGUCCUGUAUACUAUCAUGUUGUAUGUCCUGAAACUGUGACAUUUUUUUUUCCAUUUUGUGGAAGUACCUGAAAUGUAGCUAAUUCACGCUAAUUGUGCUAGUCCAAGCAAAUGAACAUUAACACAAAGAGCUAAAAGAGCUAUAGCAAUUUUAUUUUCAAAGCAUAUUUCGUCACAAUGUAUUUUGAAUCAAGGAUAAAAACACAGAAGAAAUAAUCAUAGUAAUACAGAAAUAAAAUCAAUCGAUCCAUCAUACACCAAACACACCUCACAGCAAUCAAACAUUAAACCAUUAAGAAAAUAAAAACCUAGAACAGGAAUGUUGCUCGGGCAACCACUCACACAUUGUUACACGUAUGCAUUCACAGAGUAACUGUAUAAAUCUAGACGUCAGGGAUAUAGAUGGUCUGACAGAAACAGAUGAAAAGUUGUGGCUAAAUGUUGUUUUUGGACCACAGCUGUACAGCUCAGGUGCUGUGGAAGGAUGAAGCAAACCGCUAUGAAAAUCUUUCAACACUGCUUUAAAAAAUCUUUUUGUGAAAUUACAUCCUCUCAGUUGCAGAUCGUCUUUGAAUCAACCUUGGAAAGAUGUGAUAGUUGUGUUAGGACUUGAAUUUUUUUUUUUCCCCCUUAUUCUUCUUUUUUAGAAUAAAAAAAACAAAAUCUCUUUUUGGCCCAGAAUUCAGGUGUCCAGCUGUUAAAUGUGCAACCGUUUUUUUUUUUUAGCCUACACAAACCUGCCCCAUCUGUUAUGUAGUUAAAGGCAGCAUACUGUGGUGUCCCCAAUGUUUGGGAUACAGCACAGGAAAUUCAUUUAUUUUAAUGUCAGCUGAUGUCUUGCAGGUGUUUCUUUCUUUAAAGAGCCUCUCUGUAUGCAAGAAUGUAGACUGCAGUAUAUAUCAUCUCAUAUUCUGGUUUCAUAGCAGGUUGGCAGGUUCUUAUUUCUUCCCUUGCCUGCUGUUACUCUCACACUUCCUAAUUUAAUUUCACAUUCCUCCUCUUCUUUGCUUUUCUCUCUUUUCUCUACUUCCUCUUCUCUCCGUCUCCAUUAUUUUCUUACAACCUCUUUACCUUGAGUUUCACCCCCUAACCAGCAUAUUCCAUUCUCCUAAUUGGCUCACACCACCUUAUCCCUCUGGCUCUUCUUACACCCGCCUCCUCCUCCUCCUCCCUGUCUUUACUUAUCUUUCUCCAUCAUUUCAUCCCCUCUUCUCUCCCACCUUAUGUCUCUGCAGGAACCCUACCUGCAGUCAGUGUGUGAGUGCUGUAGUUACCGAUUGGACCCUGACAACCCGGUCCGUUUCCUCAGCCUGCAGUGUGAGAGCGGAGAAAGCGAGCCGGUCGUCCUACCCGUCAUCCACAGCUGCGAGUGCACCAGCUGCCAAGGUGGGAAAUAAUGAAUGUGGCCGUGAGGAUUUGCAUGUGCAUUCCUCAUGUCAUUGUGAGCAGGCAGAAUUUAAAUAAAUGUAAAAUUGUCUGCAGAGUAUACAUGUUUGCACAUACCUCAGGCUCCCAGCAGACUCAGAGACAUGACAUGGAUGUGCUCUGUAUGUUCUCAAAAUGAGAAAAAUGGGGAAUAGGUCUGAAAAAAAAAAAUACAGGCACAUCUAUAGGGGCAAUGUUUACAGCUAUUCUCAUAGGAUAACAUCAUUACAAGUGUCAGUGAAUUCAGUGAAAACACCUGACAAAAUACAGAACUGCACCUUUUUCUUCAAGGUUGAUUAACUAAUGAAGGUCAGUAUAUGAUUCCCCUGCCCUUAACAUGAAAUUUUAAAACAAGUAGUUGCUUUAAUUGUAUACUUAAAGGGAUAUUCCGGUGUAAAUGUAAGUUCAAACACCGUAACUUUGUGUUAGACCCCCCUCAAGAGAUGAAUGUUGCCAACUGCUUACUUCUCUAGUUAUACCAACUUAAGUAACGACCACAUGAUAGCAAUACACAGCGGUCUAACUCAACCAAAAAGUCACAAAUAGGGCUCAACCACAAACAAGCGGCUGCUGGAGGAGAUUGGGUGAGUUGUGCUUAGCCUCUUUGCUAAAUAAACCAGGCAAAGCUAAAAAGAUGUUUGGUGGCUAAUACUAUAGCUGGGACCCUAUAUGUACUGUUGAUGAAGUUAGGUGCUGUUCUGAGCAUUAUUUGUGGCUAAGAGUGGCUUUUUUCUUGAGGUUUGCACGCGGAAACAUAGACUGCUGUGAGAAGAAAGCUGUUGGCAACAUUCAUCUCUCGAGGGGGUGUCUAACUCGGUUUUACAAUGUGUUUAACCAUAACUUAAAUUUACGCCAGAAUAUCCCUUUUAUGCUAAGCUGUUGAACAUAAGAGAAUUUAUCUCCUUGGUUUUAAAAGGAGGACAUGACUUAAGAUUCAACAUCAUAGUAGGUGUUAAUUUGCUGAUAUGCAGAUCCUAUCACUGAUGUUACAAGCAGCCAGAAUCCCAGUGAGAUUAAAAUACUCUAACAUGUUAUUAUUUUACUGUCAUCUCAGAGGGAUCACAAGCGGCCAAGGCCAUCUUGAGAAACACAGCACAUUAUCAGCGGGCUGCAAACCAUGAAAGUAAUAUGCAUAUGCAGUCAAUUCAGAACUGCCAUCAGCAUCAUGGCUCAGAGCCCCCCAGGACGCAGAAAAUCAAUGAGUGCUUGAAAUUACACCAGUGUAUCAUUUGAUUUAUUUCCUCAUGAGUUUAGUGUCCCAAAAGCAAUCCUCAGGUCUUCUUCAACACAGCAUGUUGUUUUUUCUGUAAACUCUGGUUUUACUACAGUUUGAAUAGGCGAUGAAGCAGCAUAUGCUCCAGGGCAGGUUCCUCAUGAUGCCCUCGUCCCUGUUGCACUGGUUGUAGGAUCAAUUUCCAAGCCCUGCAGUGAUCAUGUCUGGUCGAAACCUUUCACCCUUCUCCACAUUUCUCAUCACUUUGAGGCUUUCUUGUCAAUUAAGUGCAAAAAUGCCCCCCCAGAUAUCUGUAAAAUUUAAAAUGCAGGACAGGCUUGAGGGCACAGGUACUUGUGAAUUUGGUGACGGGAAAUUUAUGCCCAAAAGCUUAUCAUGAAUAUAUCAGGUUGGCAUUUAUCAUGAUACCCCUUUUUUUCCUCACCUCUCACAGAGGAAACAGCCCUUGACGUAGUGUGUAAAACAUUUUAGCCAAUAAAAAGAUUUCAAAGAAAAAUAGCCUAUUUCAAUAAGUCCCAAAUAAUGAUCAAGAAGAAUCCCAAAGUCUUGACAAAUGAAGCUGAUGCAGAAGUGUUCAAAUCUGCAGUUUGUUGAGUGUCAUUUUCAUUCAAUCUUUAUUUAUACUCCAGAAAUCAGCGAAGGGUUACCCUCAUUUACAAUAAUAUUGAGUUCAAAUCACAGAGGCAGUAAAACUACUGUCAAUAAAGCAUUUCAAGAGAAAAGAAAUAUUGAGUUAAAGUCACUGAAAUCACCAAAUAGGAAUGAAUGUUUUCUCAGAAAUUAGAGGACAUAAAAGUGGAAUAAAAACAAGAUAUAUAUGACAUAAUGAACUGAAACUGUACAAAAUAAAAACAAAAAAAGACCACUGAUUUCAAUGACAAAAAGGUACAUUCACCUCUUAGUCUUUCUUGGUCACCCUCCAGUAAGGUUAAGUCAUCCUUUCCAAUAUGAUGACCAUCUCUAGCUGCGUUUACAUGGGCGCAAGUAAUCGGAAUAAAUGCCCGAUCUGAAUAAAAAUGCAUCAUGUAAACAUGUUGAUCAAAGAUUCUGAAGAUUCUGACCGAUUUUACUCAAUCAGAAGGAAAUUGUAUUCCGAUCUAGAGGGGUGGUUGAUGCCGAUCAUUAUUCCGAAACACAUCCAUAUAAACACUCGUUGCUAUCAUGACUCUCUUACCUGACUCAGUCUUUACUCUUAAGCCUUUGUCUUAUUUACUGAGGCCAGUUCAGGAGGUUGCAUUAUCAACACUCCGGCAUAAAACACAAACGUAGGUGCCGUGUCUGCUCCUCCAAUAACAUAACAAGGCCUACAUAAAGCGUAAUGAUGUCACAUCUGCACGCACAGUGCAACUUUUGACAGAACAGUAAAAUAAGUAUGCAAGGGCGCCAUCUAGUGACAAUAUUCAACAAGGGGUAAAAUCCUGAAUUGGACAAAGUGAGCCACUUUUGCUGACAGCACAGGCGUAAAUACAGCUCGGCAUGUCCAAAUGCUUCUAAUCUGAAUAAAACUUGGUGCAUGUAUACACACGUCAUGAUUGGAUUAUUUGAUUUUGCAGCCAUAUAAACAGUGGAUUCAGAUUUUCUAAUCUCUCAAAUUUUUAUUUGGAUCAAGAAAUUCUGCUACUGAUAGGCUUCAAAACUCCUCUCUCGACACAAAUGGGUGAUAUCACUGAGGCGUUCUUGUUCUGUGAGGAGCUUAAAAUCAACGUGAAAGCAGUUUUAAAAACUGAAUAAUCCCAGUAUCAGAUUAAUCUUUUACAUCAGCUCUGUCGCUCACCUCUAAAGAACAGGACUCUGCUUAUUUUUAGCUGCAACCUUUAGGCCUGUUGAAGGUUUGGGCCACACCCCAGUGCCCGAUGUCACAGCAGGUGUUCAAACAUGACUGUGGUCAUUCUGGUCACGACAGAGUGCAGCUUGUUAUGUUUUUCCACUGAUGCAGAAAACCAUGAACAUGCAGCGCAGGUGACACAUCAGGUGGCAGCAGGGCUUGGGGUUAGCUCAGCACUUCAACUCUAAAAUAAAUGAGGUUGUUAUUUUUUUCUAUUUUAAAUUACCUGUUACAUUGUUAUAGUCACUUUCCAUUAACACUAAGCUGACACAGUCACACAAACACAAACACACACAGAGUCACUGACAUACAUACACUUACACAAAUUCACACAGGCACAUCCAGCGUAAUCACAGCGAAACAUACGUUUGCCUUUGCUCACCAUGAAUAAUUCAAUCAAGGAUCCCACCUCUGAAGCAAUUAUGCGCUAAUCCAUUCAUCAACAUGGCUGAUUGCGUUAGUUAAUUGGAUGGAGCCACACAGGACACACAGAACAUCCCCCCACUCAUAUUCUCCUCCAGCACUACACACACUCGGACAUCACGUCUGACGGCUUCGGUCGAUACAGCAAUCAAUCUUUGAUAGUGUGUGGAUACACACAAACACACACUUUUGCACAAAGUAUCAUCUACACACACUCUAUAAACACAAGACUGUAAUGGACAAGAUCAUAAGGAUGGAAAAAUUACAUGAAGAGCAACUUCAGACACUGCUCUGAAAAUCAGUGCUGCUGUGAUUUAGUGAAAGACACGUGUUUGCAGGAAAAGACAAUCGUGCCAGUGUCAAUUUACAGAGCAACAACACAACCUCAAGUGUGUUAAUUCUUUUAUUGAACAGCCUGUCAAGCUGUAUAAAGUUUUAAUGAGGAUCAAGAGGCAACAAGACAGUAGUUUCUGUCUAGUAAUACCUUCUUUUUUCCACCAUCGCCUCUCAGUGUUUGUUUACAGCCCCAAUAGACCAGGUUCGUUUUUAAUACAUUAUCUGUAUUUUCCAAUUAAUCAGCAAAUAGUGGAAUAAAAGCCUUAUAAUUACUUGAGUGGUCUCAGUGGUUUUUGAGGUAUCAGCUUGAUUCAUUUAGACAGUGAAGGUAAUUGAUUCUAUUCCAAACACGUUAUCACCUCCUACUGGUUUGACCUGGUUUUGGGCCUGUUUUUUUAGCCAUUUCUACAUUAUAGGGGGGACAGAUGUGGUCAGAAACACCUCUGGUUUGAACAGGAAUUUUCUUUGCAAACAGAGAGAGUAGAAGUCCAUAUAAAAAACUGUAAAUGAGCAGGUUUAGCCUUAGACUCUGUUAGUGUUUUACAAAAACACUGUGCUGUCCCUCACUUUACAGGUGUGAUUACUCUCAGGUUUCAUGCUCUGAGCUGUCAAUGCCAAUGAGUCCUGUGGAAGUAACAACCCUAACAUCUACAUUAAAAACCUGAUUCUGCUCAUGUUGACGAUGUUAGCUUUUGUAGGGAGAAAAAUUUUGUAUUCUAUUAAUAGCUAUGAGUUUCCCUCCUUGGCCAUCUGUACUUUUAUCUUUUGUGUCAUCCAUCACCUCUGCAGAUAAUCUGGUGGGAGAAGGGAGCAGAUAGACGAGUGUUACCCGGCAAACUGCGCCUAUUUUUCCCAUGAACACUUACAAAAAUAGCUCCAGAAAAUCAACUUUGUGAAUCAUUUUCCUGCACAUUGAUUCACUUGAGUCUCCAGCCUGCAAGUUUCUCUUUUAACAGCUGUUUGGUGUUAUAAAUGCACGCUUUAACACUUCUCAUGCAUUUGAUUCUGUUAUGAUUCUUUUGCCCGGUUUCAAUAUAGAAACUCCCACACAGAAGGAUAUAUCAAGUCCUGCUGUUAAGAUGCUCCACAGAUAGUCAAUUUCGUCUCUCCUGCAGCGGCAGCAUUUUUCUUCCUGAUUCAUGCUAACCAUGAAGUUAUGAUUCCAUCAGUCUCGCUGUUUCUCUUCCUCACAGGAGGUGACCUGUCCAGACGCUGAGCGAGUGUGUUGAGUGGGUCUGUGAACUGAAUGUGUCUGAGUGUGAAAGUGUGUGAAUGUGUGUGGCACUGCAGAGACUGUGAGCAGAAUGAGCCGAGCAAGAUCUCCAGCUGGAUGAUGGAUGGGGAUCUUUGGGAUGGACAGACCAAAGAAUGGAGCGAUGAGUGGAAGAGUGAAGAAGUCCUGUUGAUGUACACAUUGUUCUUUAGUCCUUAGUCAUCAUAUGACUGGAUGUUACUGCUUGUAGUGAAGUUUCUAUUCUGAAAAGUUGUUUAUCCUUCAGCCUGUACAGCUUUUUUCUUUUGUGUAUUUAUAGUAAUAUUAUUAAAGGAC
Messenger RNA from Xyrichtys novacula (pearly razorfish), 87267 nucleotides. The record is from the annotation of a GenBank genome assembly. NCBI's taxonomy places the organism in Eukaryota, Metazoa, Chordata, Actinopteri, Labriformes, Labridae.